AAUCCAGUUGCCUCUGAAAGUGUCAGUCUUCUAAAUUCUGCAAGCAUUUUCUAUCCUAUGUACGUAUUAAUGUUAUAAACUGGCUGACAUUUCUUGAGUGUUGUGUAAUGAAUGUAGUAACCAAAAUGGGUUAGUCUGAAAGCGAAAUGCUACAAGCUAAGUGUUUAUUUUCCUAUUCCAACAUGCGACAUGAUAUGAUUAGAUGCUCUGUGCUCUAAUUUUCCUCUUUGCUACUUGCUGUCACCAGCAGUUGGAAAUUGCAGAGAUGUUAUUUUUAACAAGAAGGGAUUAUUUUAAAAUUGUCUAAACAGAUUCACAUUCCAUCGCCAGCUGUUGUCCUCCUAAACAAAUUUUGUGUGUCUUAGCGGAGCGUAUAGGCCAAUAGAAAGAAGAAGGAAAAAAAGGAAUAUUUCCAAGUAGGAUAAUUCAUACAAUAGAUUCAACAUUCAAAACUUGGAAGAGAAUAUUAAACAUGAACAGAAAGUGUUUGUGCAACUUUGCAUUUUGGCAACUGUAGUCUCCCAAUUUGAAACAUCAAUAUGAACGUAUGUUAAAAUUCUCUUAAUUGCACCCACUGCUCAGAAAUCGAUGCAUUAUAUCAUGCCCUAUUCAUGUGGCAGUACAAUGAUUGAUUUGAUUUUCUCCCUUUUAAUUACCCAACAGCACUAGCACUAAGAUAUGGCUUCCUUUACACAGGGCAUACAUUAAUCUUUGGUUUGUAUCAUUAAAAAAUGCAUGCGAAAAUGCAAUAAAGAAUGAAAAUGUAAUGUCUAGGUGUAUUUUUUUUUUCUUUGUUUUUUAAAUUUAUGAUAUCUUAGAGCAGUUUAAAUUUUCUCCACUGCUGCAUAUCUUUAAUGGAAUGCUCCCACCCCCAUAACAUUUUCAGCUUGUUGAAGUUUUUAUGGGACAGGAGUGUCUGCACCAUAUUCCAGUACAUACUAUUUUUUUCCAUUUCCCAAUACUGUACGUACUAUCUCUCUGUGGGCGUCCAGUGAUGCUCAUUGGUGCUUUCAGCCUAUCAUCGGCCGCCAGCAAACAUUCUUCACCUACAGUGGCCAAAGGAAGGAAGCUGGGAAGCAGCUGUGUUGGGCGCUGUUGUGAAAUGGUUUUACCCAUGCAGGUUAGAUAGCUGUCGCACUCUCCUUCCCCUAUUAUUAUGGGAGCAGGAGUGUACCUUUUUAAAGUGCAAGAAAAUUAGGCAAAUGCAUUUCAUGGCUAUCCAGAUAUAUUUAAAAUUCAAACUUUUAUUUCCCAGAUUGUGCAUUUGUCUUGCCAGUAUUAUGUCUAAUUAUUGAAGACAUCUAAAUUAAACUAUCUUUGUAGUAGACUGUUUCCAGACAAUUUUUCUGAAUAAUGCCUUGACGUAGGGAAAGAAAAUAGAGAUACUUACCAGAUAAUUAGCAAUUUUGGAACAAUAUGCAAUAUCAUAAGGGUGAGAGUAUUAUUUAAUUGGAUCUUCAUAAUUCGCUGUGACAAUGCACGCACUCUCUUUACUGUAGCCAUGGUUACGGGUUUCGUGCUACAGUGCAUGAAAUCUUACCAAACUUCGCUCUUAUAUAUUAUCAUCUCUUAAAGUGCAACAAAUUAUUAAAGGGACAAAAAAAAAAAAAAAAUCUAUUGCUCUAUGUAGUUAUAUUGAAUACAUGGAUAAUUCAGAGAUGGGUCAGCCGAGCAGAUUUAAUCCAUUAGACUGAUAUUUAGCUGAAUGAGCAAUCUUUGUGCUGCAGCUAAUCUAAUCACAUAUUGAAGAAACUACUGUAAUUUUGUCUACAGUAGAGAAGAAUUCAAGUGCAUCUCAUACGUUAAUAAAGCUAAAUGUGUUUACUUGGUUAGUAAAAUACCAAACAAGAGCCAAGUUGGCAAUGCAAAGCAUGCAGUCAAGAAAGGCUCAACUUGUAUUGUGAGGGUAACACAGAAUUCAGUGCCAAUAGCAUUCUAGGGAUUGUGGGAUAUAGUUGGCAUUGUUUCGGGGGUGGAACAGCUGCAUGUACAGCCAGUGGCGUACACAUGACCCAUGGGGCCCCGGUGCAAAAAUUGAUCCGCGGCCCCCCCCCGCGCGCUUACUCGGCGCGGAUCGGGGCUGCAACCCAUGGCGGCGGGCACCAGGCUGCGACCCCGCGAAUGCGGUAUACUGCACACACACCUAAAGGACCACUACAGACACCCAGAUCACAUCAGCUCAAUGAAGUGGUCUGGGUGCCAGGUCCCUCUAGUUUUAACCCUGCAGCUGAAAACAUAGCUGUUUCAGAGAAACGGCUAUGUUUCACUGAGGGUUAAUCCAGCCUCUGGUGGCUGUCUCAUUGACAGCCGCUAGAGGAGAUUCCGCGAUUCUCACUGUGAAAAUCACAGUGAGAAGACACUGAACGUCCACAGGAAAGCAUUGAGUAAUGCUUUCCUAUGGGCGGUUUAAAUGCCCGUGCGCGCCUCUUGCCGCGCAUGUGCAUUCGGAGCUGAGAGGUGGCGGGAUCCCCAGCGCCAAGGAAGUCCGGCGCUAGAGAAAGGUAAAUGCUGAAGACACACACUCUCACGAACAGACGCAUACACACUCAGUGACAGACAUACAUACACACUCACUUACAAAACAUACUUUCACUGACAAACACACACUCACUAACAGACAUCAGACACACUCAGUAACAGACACACCCAAUAACAGACACACUAACACACACACACACACUAACACGAAUACACACACACACUAACACGAAUACACACACUAACACACACUAACACACACUAACACACACUAACACACACUAAUACACUAACACACACUAACACUAAUAUACACACACUAACACUAAUAUACACACACUAACACUAAUAUACACACACUAACACGGAUACACACACACACUAACACGGAUACACACACUAACACACACUAAUACACUAACACACUAACACACACUAAUACACUAACACACUAACACUAAUACACACACUAAUACACUAACACACUAACACUAAUACACACACACUAACACUAAUACACACACACCAACACUAAUACACACACACUAACACUAAUACACACACACUAACACACACACUAACACACACUAACACACUAACACACACUAACACACUAACACACACUAACACACUAACACACACUAACACGAAUACACACACUAACACGAAUACACACACUAACACACACUAACACACACACACACACUAAUACACACACACACACACACACACUAAUACACACACACACACCUCUAAUACACACACAUGUUUUAUAAUCCCCCCCUCCUUACCUUUUGGGGUGCUGGGGGUCCCUGGUGCUGCUGGCGGCGAGGGAGCACUUUCCCCUCAGUGCUUCCUCUUCAGCUCCCUCGUGCGCCGCCUAGGGAUGCUGGAGCCGGAAGAUGACGUCAUCUUCCGGCUUCGGCAUCAGUGCGGUGCCCGAGGGAGCUGAAGAGGAAGCACUGAGGGGAAAGUGCUCCCUCGCGCGCCAGCCACCCAAACAGCCCGCCCGCCCGCUGGGGUCAGCAGGGCCAGCCUCGGGGGGCCCUGAGGUGGCCGGCUCCUGGGCCCCCCAGGGGAAGAGGCUGGCCCUGUGGCUACAUACCGGGUCGCAGGGGCGGCCGGGCCCCCUGGUGGGCCGGGCCCGGUCGCAGCCGCGACCCCUGCGACCCUGGUAUGUACGCCACUGUGUACAGCUGACCUAUACAGCCCAUUGCCCUGUGCUAUCUGUGGAAUAGAUCUGCAAGAACAAUCGACAGAUAAGUGUAUAUUUCAGUCUAUGUAUUUGCUGGGAUUAUUUUUACCAGUAAAAUGUUAAGAUUUUAGGGUCUAAUCUGCAAUUGACCUAAAAUGUGUAGUAUGUUUUAGUUCCAUCAUAACUUAAGGGUUUUUCUUUAAGCACACCCAUGCAUAUUCUAUACUGUUUUUUUUAUUUUAAAGGACAGAAAGGGAUUAUUCUAAUAUCCUAUUGGUAUACUUUUAAAUCCGAAGAAUAACUCAAAAUAGAUUUUCAUAUUUCUGUUCUGAAUGUUAAAUGUCCGAAAAUGACUAGAGAUAUGCUUAAACUACCACCAACCCUAACCUUAAAGGAACACUGUAGGCACAGUAACUUUCCAAACUUGCAAUAAUGCCAUAAAAAUGCUUUCCAAUUUUUUUGAGAUCUUGAAAGUGCAGUUUCCAGCAACGGCCCCAGACCCUCUAAAUCAAAGAGCCAUGAGACAUACUUGCCUACUCUCAUAUCCAAUCUCACCCUGAUGUCAGCAUGCAUAGCUGCUGAUGUCAGGGAAUUUUGGCCUUUCGUGUCAUGAAUAUUAGUACCUGGUGGUGAGUCUCAUUCUUCCCAUUGACCUACAGCUCAGAGGCCUGCAGUGUCUGCUGGGAGCCAGGCUUCCCCUUACGGAUAUACUGGCCGCUCUUGCCCUUCGCCCUUGUGCAGAUGGAAGCAUAAGCCCUGCUCCUCCUUUCUGGAAUUGGCUACAGUGUCUACUAGGCCAUACUGAUUGGCGAGAGCUGCAGAUUCGCCCUGGAUUCAAAAUGCUUCUUAAUGAGAAGCAUUGGUUUGGGCCAACGUCCUUGGACGUAAUGUCAAAAGAAACUGCGUGCUGUGAGGGGGACGACUGAUGGCUUUGGAAUAACGGUAAGUACAUGUUUUAUUUUACAAAGGAUUUAUUAGUAGAAGGGGGUUCAUGACUAAUACAAAAUAUGUUGGACACAAAGGUAUUGUUUUAAAUAGUUUUAUUGCACAGUACAAUGAUCCUUUAUCCCUAACCAUAAAACUGUAUUAACCCUUACUUGACACGAACGCUAACCAUAACUCUGAGGGAUUCCCUCUGAUGACAUCAGUACUGACAUCCGUAAAGAAAUUUCCCAGCUUGUACAGUAUAGAAUACUAUUACUGUAUGACUACAGAGGGUGGUCUUCAUCUUUUGCUGCAACUCCUGCUUUCUUUCCCUGCUGAUCGCACAGUGUUCAGUCCUAGAGAGCUGGUAAAGCCCAGUGCCAAUCACUGUCAGCAGAGAGACCCUAGGCUGAGAAUCACCAUGAGUGACCAUCGCUCAUCUACAGUGAUUAAAAGAGCUAUUUGCAUUGCUCACUUUUAAAGCUGCAUAUCGCUAAUCUGUAAAUCUGUGGCUCCAGUCGAGAAACAUGAGCCCCAGGUAUCGAUUUAUUCUUGGGCGUCCCUGAUAUGAGCAUGGUUUAACCAAUAACUGCAGGACGUUUCAUGCCCUUCAAAUUGUUUUAAAGUUCACGAUCAUUGGGGUUAACCUCAUUAAGAUUACAUUUAAAAUAAAAAUAAAAUAAUUUUGUAAACGGAUUGCAACCUAAAUGGAAUAUAUUUACAUUUUAUCCCAGGUCCAGGAACAAGAUGUUGUUCUUCAAUCAAUUGACCGUGCUAUUGAAGCAAUUCAUAAUGCAGCCAUGAAAAAUGGGGGGAAGUACAACUUGGAACAGAGAGAUGUUCUUCAGUAAGUACCCUUUGAGUUCCAUACUGUAAGGAAUUAAAUAUUUCAUGCAAGUAUCCUGUAUUUACCCCGCUGCAACAGUGUAUCAGACCACACUAGUGCAGAAUAUCUGGAGGGCCAAAGGUUCCCUACCACUGGUUUAAACAAUGACCUUCUUUUCUCUUUUCUUGUUUGUUUUGCUGGGAUAAAAACCUCAUGAUAUUACAUGUAUGGUUAAUUUACAGAGAUACACAACUAUGUGUUGCCACUGGCUAUCUAUAAAUUAAGCAUUGCAAGUUCAUGUAUUGUUUAUUGCUUUCGCUGACCCAUUAAGGAAACCAAGGAAUCCUCCUUGACACAAAUGGGACCAGUACAUGAGCAUGCAAUGCUUGCCAGGUACACAAAGGAGCUUGCUUCCAAAGAUGUACUUUCCAUGUAAAGCAUGUGCAGUAUGUCUGCUUAUUUAUACCAUUCAACUCAUAGAUGGAGGCGAUGGCUGCAUAUCUUUUAUAGUGAAUGUACACAUGCAUACUUGCUGCACAAGUUGCAGCUAGUGAACAGAGGGAUUCCAAGAAUGGUGCAAAAGGAGGUGGGAAAAAAAACCUUUUAACCAAUUUAAUAAAUAUUUUUUUAAUUAAGAGCAUGACCUUUCAUGUAUACAUUGUGCUAGCCAAAGUGUUAGCAAAUGUAUGGUUGAAUUUCUAUUCCCUGUUGUAUGGUUUUUGGCUGUGACAUUAGGAUUUGCUGUGGAAUGCCAAUUAUAACAUUUUGGAGUUCGCACUGUGUGGAAAAAAUCUACAGCAAGUACAUUUUUGAAUGGCAGUAGUUUAAGUUGGCCAUUUUUCUUGUAGCUAAAUUAAGCAUUUUAAAGUGAGCAUUUAUUCUUUGAUAUUGCACUUUUUAUUUUUCUCAACACUAUUUUAUUGCUUUUUAAUAAAUUUUUUUAUUUUUUCUGCUUUUACAUCUAUCAGGAAACUUAUCCAUCAUCGCAAAGAAACACAGAGUCGAAAUCUGCACUCGCCAACCUCUCAGUCGAAUUCCAUUACUACAUCUACCAGUGAUCACCACUUGGAUUCUGUGCGGCAGCCCAAUGGCGUAUGUCGUACUGGUUUUGAGCGCAACAUGAGCUUGCCAAACCCAGAAAUUCCAUUAGAUGGAGAAAAUCUUUAUCAGGUGAACAGAGUUGUCUAGUGUUUUAUGCUUGUAUGAUAUUGAGAUAUUUUCAUAAUCUUUUAAUAGACAUUAAAUACCAUGAACACUCUUCCUUCCGCAAUAAUUUUGUACCCAUAGUGGUAUCAUGCCCCUUUGAUGUUUAAAACACAUGCAUGGAUUAUGUACAGGCUCUUUGCUCACACUCAUGGCAUCAUGGGGAUAAAAAUCAGAUGUUAUGGUUGUGCCAGGACCAGCUAACUUGAUGAUGUGAAUGAAAAAUAAGUUAAAAAUGUUAUGGCACAACCCAUUGCAAAAAAAUGUGUUUCAUGUCUGGUUUGCAGAAAGACCAUAUGUGACACUGCUCCUCUAACCUAUUAAGAACACAUGACGUGUGACAUGUCAUCAUUCCCUUUUAUUCCAGAAGUUUGGUCCUUAAGGGGUUAAAGGGACCCUGUUGUGCUACAUGUGUAAUUCGUUUUAAAAUAAAUAUGGUAAGUAGGGCACAGAAGAGAGUGGCGUUUGCCUCUGUGAAAUACUUUCCUUCCUUAAAGGACCACUAUAGUGCCAGGAAAACAAACUCGUUUUUCUGGCACGAUAGGGUCUCCAGGUCCCCCCCUCCUGCCGGGCUCUAGGGGGUGGAAGGGGUUAAAUCUUACCUUGUUUUCCCCGCCGGCCUCCCUCGGCGCGGGGAACUCUACUCCUCCUUUUCGCCAUCAUCGGCUGGAUGCACAUGCGCGGCAAGAGCCGCACGCGCGCAUCAAACCAGUCCAUAGGAAAGCAUUCUUAAUGCUUUCCUAUGGACGCUGGCGUCUUCUCACUAUGAAAAUCACAGUGGGAAGCUCCUCUAGCGGCUGUCAAUGAGACAGCCACUAGAGGCUGGAUUAACCCAUAGGUAAACAUAGCAGUUUCUUUUAAACUAUGUUUACAGCAGAAAGGGUUAAUCCUAAUGGAUCUGGCACCCAGACCACUUCAUUGAGCUGAAGUGGUCUGGAUGCCUAUAGUGGUCCUUUAACAUACAUUAAUAUUUAAAUGGAUACAAGUUGAAAUUUUUGUUGGUGGUCAGAGGGGUGGGGGGUUGUAAGGUUUAUUUAUUAAACUCGAAAUUGUAGUAAAUGAAAAACAGAAUGUCCAAGCUCAGUUGAAACCUAAACCUCUUGUGUAACAUCUCCCUCCCUGCCCCUUCAUUUUACUUCUUACACAUUACUUUAGGAGAUCCAUGACAAAUAUAUAUUCCAGAAAAGACACGUCUGACUAUCCAUUUCAAAACAUGUUAUAACUCAAACAAUAGCUUUAAAAGAAUUGAAGAAGUGUUUUGAUUGUUUUUGUUUUUUUCCCAUGGCAAGCUUUUUAACUGUUCAUGCUUUCAUUUUGAAUAUUUGAAAUAUACACUAGCAAAAUCAAUACAGCAUGCAAACCUACUUGCUUUUAAUGCAAUUCACUGUUAUUGCUCAGGUCCCUCCACAAGCCAGACGAGCGGCCCCGGUCACUCCCCCACCACCUGAGAAACGGAAAAAUGCGCAAAGAACCCUGUCUACGAAAAGUAAGUACCUACUUAAUAGAAAAAAACUUUAUCUUAAACUUCAUGAACAUUUAAUUAAAUCUUCCUUAAUAGCUCCAGAUUUGUGGCUUAUACUCCCCCUACACAGGGGUUACAAACAGGUAGAUUCCCAGCUGUUGUGUAAGUACAGCUUUCAUAAUGGUUUGACAGUCAGUGGCCAUGCUUUUACAAUAGUCUGCAGAGUUGUGUAUUUACCGUCUGUGCAGGCCCUUCCUUGACGUCAUGCAGGGUGUGAAUGGCAAGCAUAUUAGACAGUUUUUCAUAGUUCUAAAUUUAAAGGUUGAAUUGAGCUUGAAAGGAAAAUUCGUUAACAGACAUAUGAGGUGCCAAGGUUAGCCAUCUCUGACCUACACAGCGGUAGAUGAAGCAUCAGUCAGUGGGAUUAUUUAGGGAAAAUUGUUCUUGUUAUGGGUGAAGCCAGAAUUAAUCCAAAUGCUUUGGUGUUCAAUAAUUCCCCUGAAAAUGUGUGUGGUUUCUGCAGUGCAUCAUAAAAGUUAAUUUAAGUCCUAAAGGAUUUUCUUUUCACUUAUUUUCUGUAACUCUAGAUUGUGUUGACGAUGGUUCAAGAUCCAUAUCUAACACGUCUACUGUAAGCAUCUCCUCGAUCGAUACCUUAGGCAACUCUUCUAUGGACUCUUGCCAUCCUACAGCAGCCUCAAGCCCAAGUAAUACCCCUCCACCUGUGCCAAGCAGAAGUGCUCACACUACAGUUUCCCAAAGUUUGGGCCCAACAGCAUUAUCCCUUGGAAUUAUAAACUCACAAAACAAGAUGGCCACACCAGGACCACCCAAUAAACUAGAAAUUGGCAGUCAAAGUAACAAACUCUCACAAGUAAAGAAGAUGGCUCCAACUCCGCCUCCUAGUGUGGAAGCUUUCAAUACCGUUAACCAGGAGAGUAAAGGCAAACUGUAUGUGAAAUCUGCAGCACAGGAAACCCCUGCUGGUGCCGUAACUGUUCCAAAAACAAUAAGUGCUGAGCUCAUCGAACUAGUUCGCAAAAACACCAACCUCAGCUAUGAACUGUCUCGGGUGGCUAUAGGCGUGGUGGUCGGCCACAUUCAGUCCUCUAUCCCAUCUACAGCUUCUGUCAUGGAGCAGAUCCUUAUCUCUCUAGUGGAAAAUAAGGUAAAUAAAAUGUAUUUCAUUCCCAACCAAAGAAACUGUAUUUAGAUAAAAUACCCUUUCAAAGUUUCCUUCCCCCCAUUAGUAUUAAUAGUUUUUGAAAGAGGACAUUGUGAUUCGCACUUGUUUACGCAUACUCUAGGACAGAGGUAGGCAACCUUCCGCACUCCAGAUGUUGUAGAUUACUCCCUUACCGCUGAUGCUUUGCCAGCGUUACGACUGUAAUAGCAUUAUGGGAGAUGUAGUCCACAACAUCUGGAGUCUCUAAGGUUGCCUACCCUUGCUCUAGGAUUUAAACAUUUAUUGUCCAACUAUGUACUACUCUUUCUGUAGGUCACAGAAAGCAUGAAAGACUUGGUUGAUCCAACAAACUUAUAACAUGUGAGUGUGGGGUAUGAUCUGGUUUCUUACUUUGUGUAUUAACCAUCUGAGUAAUCUAUAUACACAUAAAUAUGAAUAAAACUUACAGCAUAAUGAGUGCAAACAAAGCCAUAUCAAGAACAGGUUAAAGUAUUUCAAAACAAAUUAAAGGUUAUCAGCUUUCAAUAUUGUAUCAGUAAAAUUAAUGGAAUUUCCAGGAGAAAUGUAAUAUAGGCUUAAUAAAUGGUGGUUUUUUUCAGUCACCAGUUAAUGGCAAGUCCCAGUGGGCCAUUAGUCCAAUGACAUGGUGCUCAAUGAAGAUGCCUUGCAGAGCUGCCAUGAUUUGCAGGCUAAGACUACAGACAAAAGUGUGAUGUAUGCACCCUACAAAAUUUCCCUAACAUUGUUAAUCCAUGAGUAAUUUUUAAUCCAGUGACAAAAUGGCAUUUUCUUCUCAAGUAAAUAUAACUUUAAUGGAACACUAAAGUUUGUGUUCUUAAAGGGACACUAUAGUCACCAGAACAACUGCAGUUUAAUGUUUUUUUGGUGAGUAUAAUCAUUAUAUGCAGGCAUUCAGAGAAAAGGCAGUGUUUACAUUGCCCCUAGGGACACCUCCAAGUGGCCACUUCUCAGAUGGCCACAGGAGGUGCUUCCUGGCUCAGUGCUGCACAGUAGGCAGCUCAGCCAUUAACGCGCUGCAUGAGGACGCUGAAUUUUCUUCAUAGAGAUGCAUUGAUUCAAUGCAUCUCUAUGAGGAGGUGCUGAUUGGCCAUAACGGCGUUUGGCCUCGCCCCCUUGCCGACUUUAGCCAAUACAAUGCUUUCACUCACACUCACAGACACACUCACAGUAAUCUCCACGCCACUCAUUCCUCAUAGUGGCUGUCUGCGUGACAACCUAUGGAGGAGGCCAUUUUUUUCAGAUAAUUCAGUGUUUACAUUGCUACGGUCUCUUUGCACAACAUCACUGCAUUAAGAUUUUGGUGUUUUGUGUCUUUUUUUUUUUUUUUUUUACCAUUUAUGGUGCAGUUGAAUAUGGCAAUUUUAUGUUCUGUUUUUGUAUAUUUAAAUCAUUCUCUAUGUGUGAUUUGUUAAUCUGUAAAAGAUCUAUUUUUCCAGAUAAGUUUUUUUUGUUAUUCCUAGGUCCAUAACAUAGACUUAAUACUAUUGAAUCUUUCAUUAUUCUAGAGAACUGACUAACAUGUAGCUGAAAUGUUAAAGCUCACAUCCUUUGCCUGUGCCGUGCAUCUGCCAUUACGUACAAACUAUAAACCUAAAAACACUAACAUUUUAUGUCUGUAUUUUUGUCAGUGUGUCUGUACAUAUGUCUAUCAGUUGUAUGUGUGUCUGAGUCUGUGUGUGUAUGUAUGUAUGUAUGUAUGUAUGUAUGUAUAUGUAUAUAUAUAUAUAUAUAUAUAUAUAUAUAUAUAUAUAUAUAUAUAUAUCAAAUGUGUCUGUCAGUGAAUGUGUAUGUUUAGGUCACCAGCUCCCCUCUGAUCACAUGGGAAUGGAGUUUUUACUUAUGUUUAUUUUUUUUUACCAACUGUGUGCCUGUAUUGCUGCGGCAGGCACUCCUUCAUAGCUGAGAUUAGCAACGUUUAUGACUUCAGCCAAAACAAUGCUUUCCUAUAGGAAAGCAUUGGUAAGCUAUUGGGCAUGAGUGGCAAAAUUAUGCUAAAUCAAUGCAUCUCUGUGGGGAACGUUACACAUUGUGCAGCACUGAAUAGGACUCGCUUUAGUGGCUGUUUGAGUGACUGUCACUAGAGGUGUUACUAGGCAUAAUGUAAACACUGCCUUUUCUCUGAAUCAUGUCCAAUCAAUUUUUGUGAAAAGGCAGUGUUUAUAUUGAAAAGCCUACAGGAAUAGGCUAGAACAGGACUUCCCAAACUUUUAUGGCCCGAGACCCACUUUUCAAAAUGGUAAUUUUACAAGACCCACUUGCUUUUAAUGCAUAUUUUAAAAAGUGAAUGACAAUCAGCUUUAGAGGCAUACAAUUGGCACACCAUAGCAAUCCGCUUUAGAUGUACACCCUGGCAAUUGCUUUUAGAGGCAAAAAAUUGGCACACCGUGGCAUAUAGCUUAAGAGGCAUACAAUUGGCACACUAUAGCAAUCGGCUUUAGAGGCAUACAGUUGGCAUACCAUGGCAAUCAGCUUUAGAGGCUUACAAUUGGAACAUUAUGGCAGCUUUAGAUGCAUAAAAUUGGCACACCAUGGCAAUCAGCUUUAGAUGUAUAAAAUUGGUACAUUAUGGCAAUCAGUUUUAGGUGUAUAAACUUGGCACAUCAUGGCAACUUUAGGAGGCAUAAAAUUGGCACACCAUGGCAAUCAGUUUUAGAGGCAUAAAAUUGGCACACCAUGGCAAUCAGUUUUAGAGGCUUACAGUUGGCACACCAUGUCAUCCAGGUUUAGAUGCAUACAAUUGGAACAUCAUGGCAGCUUUGAAUACAUAAACUUGGCACACCAUGGCAACCAGCUUUAGAUGCAUAAACUUGGCAUACCAUGGCAAUCACUUUUAGAUGAAUCAACUUGGCACAUCAUGGUAAUCAGCUUCAGAGGCAUACAAUUGGCAAACAGUCAGAUGCAUUAAAUUGGCACUCCAUGGCAAUCAGUUUUAAAAGCAUACAAUUGGCACACCAUGGCAAUCAGCUUUAGAUGCAUAAUUUUGAUAUAUCAUGGCGUUUUAGAGGCAGAAACUUUGCACAUUAUGGCAAUCAGUUUUAGAGGCAUACAACUGCUUACUCACAGACUCAGUCAGAAUCAGACAUUCUGUGUCCUGCUCAUCCAGGCACCUCACAUUGAUUAUCCCAGUGGUGGAACUAAUGUAGAGAUGGCCCUGGUGCAAGUAUGCUUUCUGGGGCCCCCUCUAGUGCAAGUGUGGCCAAAAGGUAGAUCUCCAUCUGUCUGAGAACUUCAACAAUGCUAUGCCAGCUGGGAAUUUACCAUUUGGCCAUCGUUGCAGGGUUAUAUUUGUGAGCAGUGUUUGAGUGUUUAAAUGUUUGUGUAUUAAAGGACCACUAUAGUAAUAAACUCUUUUUCCUGGCACUAAAGUGCCCCGAGGUUGCCCCCACGCUCAGGGUCCCACUCCUGCCGGGCUCACCUUUCUCCAGCGCCGGGCUCCCUUGGCGCUGGGGACUCUCCUUCUCCUUUGGCCAUCAUCGGCUGAAUGCACAUGUGCGGCGAGAGCCGUGCGCACAUUCAGCCAGACCAUUGGAAAGCAUUCUCAAUGCUUUCCUAUGGACGCUGGCUUCUUCUCACUGUGAUUUUCACAGUGAGAAGCGCGGAAGCGCCUACCCUUCUUGAAUUCCCUGGUGAUCCGGUGGGUUAAUUCUCCGGUCUGAGCUCUGCUGGGUGCAGGGCAAGCCGCCGUGCUCCCUCCUGCUGUCAGUCUGCUUGCCCGAGUCCCCUGCGGCCAUGGAUGUGUGGGUCAGCGCGACCCACUGGGAAUCGCCCUGGGACCCACACUUUGGGAACUGCUGGGCUAGAACACCAGGGUCACUACAUUAAAGAACUGUCUACGUUUUUUGGCUGGCUCCUAGAUUCAAAGCAAAUUUGUCAAGCCCUGAAGUAAGUUACAUCUGAUUGAAAAUCAAACAAGUUUGUUUUCAUGCAGGCUGUAUCAGUCACAGCCAGGGGAGGCAUGGCUUGGGCUGCAUAAACAGAAACAAAUGUGUUCCACAUGUAUUCCAUUUGAGAGUUACAGAGGCCACUGUGCUCUUGAGCACCUUGAAUGCAGCCAAAAUUUGUUUUUGUCUUUUUAUGUAGCCUUCCCCUGAUCUGUGCCUCUACACAAUCCUGUCUCUGACCUCUGUAGUCAGUUCCUUAGAUCUCCUGGUUUGGUUUUUGCCCUAAAAUGCAUCUACAGCUGUAAAACCUUUUAUAGACAGAUGUGUGUGUCUUUAAAAAUCAUGUCCAAUCAAUUGAAUUUGCCAGAGAUGGACUCCAAUCAAAGUGUAGAAACAUCUUAAUGAUGAUCCAAUAAAUGGGAUGUAUCUAGCAAAGGGUCUGAAUACUUAUGCUAAUUUGAUGUUUGUUUAUUCUUUUCAAUACAUUUUCAAAUGACAAACGUUUAAAAAAUCUGUUGUUUGCUUUGUCAUUGUGGGGUAUUGAGUGUAGAUUGAUCUGAAAAAUUGAAUAAUUGUAGCAUAAGGUUACAACAUACAAAAUGUGAAAAAAUAAGGGUGUAACUGCCCCCUUUCUGGAUGGGUUUGCCCCCUUGAGAGGUGGCAUUAAUGCGAUUCGCUUCAUUGUCCCGCCCCCUUCUACACCUGUUCACUGGCAUACCACGUGCACAGACAAAGAAGUUGGCAAGUAUGGGAAAUGCGAAGAUCAUACUUCCACACUAUUGUACCAAGUUUAAAUAGUAAAUCAGUAAUCAUUGGCUGAGAGCUAUGAACUGACACUGGGUAUGAGCUGGUUUGGCAGUGCGGUAGUAUGAACGUUCAUUUUAUCAGACUAGAAGGACCAUAGAUGCCCAACACAGUAAGGUCAUUGUCAAAACAUUUCUAAAUGGUUUAAAAGAUUACUGCUGUAUGGCGUCUGGGAACACUUGGAAACAGGGUGACUAUAACGUUGUAGUAGCUAUAGUAUGUAGUGUCACUUUAAAGCUGGUUUAAUAUGGGGUUGUUCACUGAUAUCUCCUGGGUGUCAAUAUUAGCCAUCCUUGGCUUAAAUACUCUCCCACUCUUGCCUCCAUGUUCUUCAGCACAAAAUUAUUCUGCAUUACUACUUAAUUACAACCCACCCAGCAACCUAAUAAAUUAUGCAGCAUUUUCAAAUAGGUUCUCUGGAGAAUUAAAUUCAAUAAAAUAAAUUAAGAUCCCUUCCUGUAAAGCAUUCUGAUUGCAAUCUCAAGGGACGCCGUUACAUAGAUUUAGUUGGCUCAGUCUUUCAGUAAUCCACCUAAUUAUUCUGCUAAUUUUAUACUUUUUUUUUAUUUUUUUUAAAUAAUACCCAUCUCUUGCUUGAGAGCGUAACAGUUUCUGUUAGUUGAUUACACAUCUGCAUAUCUGGAUAUAUCAAUAUCUCUCUGCUACAUGAAAAGAAGCAGUAUUUGCGGUUGCCGCUUGCGGAUAUACUGCAAAAACAUUUAAAGCAAUUUAGGGGUCAGCGCUCCCCAAAUGUUUCCAUGCAUUAAACAUAUCAAGGAACAAUAUAGUCACCUAGACUACUUCAUCACAAUGAAGUGGUGUGGUUGCAUAUGUCCUGUCAUUUUUAACCCUGCAAUGUCAUUCAUUGCAGGGUUUUUUUUAUAGACUGCAAGGUUAAAUCCACUCCCUUGUACUGCCAGAGCAAGUAAAACUCAGUCUGAUAAUCAAAUGCUGCUCAUAGGAUCAGCAUUUGAUUGGAGGAGCGUGCCAUUUUCCCGCCAGUGUGGUUUACAAUCCAUUUCGUCUCUAUCGAAAGGAUUGGAUGAGAUCACAGGUGAUGUCAGCAUGCUUGGGCUUCCGGUUUUUGCACUCCUCAACAGUGUGAUAUAUUAUAGGAGGAUGGCUUCCAGACAGUAUAGGCAACACAACCCUUACUCAGCUCUAGUAGUUAUUUAUGUUAAAAUGCCCCUUUAAAAAAAGGCAAUUAAAGAAAUAAAGCUCACUCACUAGGUAAUUUCAGGUACGUGUGUUUUAUCCAACUUUAAAAAAUACAUUUAAAAGAUUUAAUUUUGUGCGUGUUUGUUUAUAAAUAUUUUUUGUUUGUUUUUAAAGAAAAAAGAAAACAAAACUGCAGAAUCUCACUGUAUCUUUAAUUUCAGUAGCCCUCCUGACAAGUAAAUCUAUAAGCAACGCAAGGGCAAUUUGUAUGUACACAGCAAGUCUGCUCUCUCUAGGGACUGUGUUUAUUUUCUCGUUAAGAUGUUUGAAGUCUGCUUGAUGUGUUGGUGUGUCACAAUCUACAGCUGUUUUGUAUUUGCUAUCAGAUCGUUUAUGGAAAUGUUGGCUGUUUAAUACCAUACUUACAUUACGGAUUCAGACAAUAUUCCAGUAGCAAAAACCUCCUCAUGUGAAAAACAAAAAGCCCACAGCAAAACCGCUUUUUAAUAUUACAGACAAGUAAAUGGACAAUAAUCAGCCAUUUCCUGAAAACAUUGGUGAUUAUAAGAUGGCAUGUUGCCCUUUCCAGAUGAUAAACAAUAUGAAAUGUAAUGGAUUAGUUCUGAUAUCUGAUGGAGGAGAAAACAACAAUAUAAUGUUGACUGUAAUCCAGGGUUUGACAUCAUCCAGAGCCAGGUAGACUUGGUGAAUCACUUUUCAAACAGCCAUUGUUUAGAGCAGAGUUCUCCAAACACUGGCCCUCCAGAUGUUCCUGAAGAACAACUCCCAUGAUUCUCUGCCUGUCUUGUUUUUUUUAGAUAAGGCUAUACGUUACUGAUGUUUACAGAAAAUAUAAUAGCUUGGUGCCAAACAGCUGCUCUUAAACACCUGCAUGGUACACCUUUAAACUAUACACCCAAGAAUGUGUAAUCAGUAGCUAUAAGUAAGGGGGAGCGCUUACGUGAAAGUAUAUACAUAUCUUUUAGGCAAUAAACCAAAAUACAACUAGAUGGGAAGGAGCAUAAGAGAACACAAUAGUGCAGAUCAUAUGGUAUAGAUCAUAUGUGUAAUUAGCAUUUAUACCAUAUAUUCUGCACUAUUGCAUUCUCUUAUGUUCCUUCCCAUCUUGUCUUAUUUUGGUUUAAUCCCAGAAAGAUAAGUAUAUGUUCACUUAAUCACUCCACCUUAUUUUUACAGUUUACAAGGUUGAAUGUUCUGUGUUGUUCUAAAAUUCGAAUGUUUUUUUAUCUUUCAGCAGCCAGUAAGUCUUCUCUGUAUCUGGUGUAUAUAUAUGGUUCUUGCUUCCUAGGUAAACACUGCUAGUCUGUGCUGCUUGCAACUCAUCAUUGGCCCCACGAGAUACAGGAUAGUCACUGCAGCCAAUUAAUCAUUGCUGGCUCCACACAGUGAAUAGAUUCUCUAAAGGUGCCCUCAUGGGAGAAACGGCCCCUCAGGGGUUAAAUACAGAGUAACAUAUCUUUAGAUCAUCAGUUAUCAUAUGAAGUGAAAUGCCUCAAAAUAAGUGUGACUCAAAAUGGUGUCAGGUUUGUAUCUCACAUGAGUUUUUAAAUGGAUCAAAUACUCAAUGUUGAUUUUUAAAGUGGUUGAACUAACCCACAUCAGUUUUUUUUAUUUUUUAUUUUUAUAUUCUUUAUUUUUGUUGUCUUUAACAAAAUAGCAUACAGGCUGACUAUGCCGAGAUAGCAGAGUCUAGCAUUACACUUUUUUGUUUAGAUGAGAGGAGAAUAAGCAGAACAGAUUUAUAAAAAUGAUGAUGUACAAUAAGCACAAAUCUAACAGACUGUGCAGUGAGAGAGGUUAAUUUGCUAUUAGCCAGAAUUGUUGAUUGUAUGCCAAGAGUAACUACCACUGGGUGUGCAGGCCAGCUCAAUGCUCAUGUAUGGUACACCAACCAAAUUAGUGAAGACAGAUCCUAUCUGUAGCUAGGCAAGAUAUUUAAAUCUGUAUAAACUUAGCCUAUCUCAUUGCGUACAAUAAAUUAAAAUUAAAACAAAGAAAAACAUAUAGCUGUGCAGGAUCUGUUGAACUGCAACCGGAUUGUUUAGUCAGCUUCCCAGAGUGGCAAAAGUCCAUCUAGACCUGUGGUGGUACCCCUCCAUCCCAAAGCAACGAUGGUCUCCUCUUUUGAUGCCGCGUAGAGCUGGCUGUGUCCAGCCCGAGGAACAGAUCUCCAGGCUCAUAUCCUUGCACGCCACCGACUUUGCUGAGCAGGGACCUGAGGCUGUAUGCAGCUUGUGGGUGAUCUUCCAUGUGUUAGCUGAGGUGCAGGUAUGUGACAGCUGCUGGCGGGGUGGCGUCCCUAAAGCUGGGGCUCCCUCUUCGCCUCUUUCCUCCUUUUCAUCACGGUUGGAAGUUUGGAAUUGCGGUGCAGGCUUUAUUUGGGGUGUUGUAGUGGGCCUUUGUGAGGCGUCUGCGGUAGCUGGUCUUUGUGCCUUGUCAGCAAGCAUAGCCCAGAGUCGCACCCAGAAGUGGUCGAAGCCAUUUGCUCUGUUGUCCUCGUGGGGAUCCCAGAGGUGGUGUCUCUGUGUGGCGGCCAUCUUCCCUGUGAGCUUACGGCUUGGCACUAUUAAGCACCUCACACCAGGUUGUUUGCCGGUGGAUUCCCAGUGGGGACUGGGAUAACCCCCACCGGCCCAAAAAAGUGGGGGGUGACUGGGUUCUAAGCUGAUCGUGGUGCGAUACAGGCCCAGAGUCAGGAGAGCGGCUGUCUCUCCCAGUCAACAGGCCAUCAAUCUCAAGAGGCUGUAUGUGUGAGUAUUCAACGCUCUUGGGAGCUUCAGGCUGUCAAUAUGUGUGGCUGCUGGCACUAAGAUUAUUUAGCCAAUUUUGCGGAGUGUCCUGUGGUAGGAUGGACGUGGAUUAUCCUCAAAGUACAUUCAAGUUAGCAGGAGCAACUAGAAAGCACGUCCUGCCAUCUUGGAUGCCUGGCCCCGCCCCCAAGCCACAUCUGUUUUCUUCCUCCAUUCUUGGUUUUUUGUUUUCGUAUCAAGGAUUAGCAUCAUUUUGGCGGACUUCACCAUGCAAUACAGCAUUGUGUAAAAAUCCAAAUUGCAUAUUGUAUCAUCAUAGUGUUGUUUCAGUAGUAGACACAGCAUACUCUUUGUGAUUGAAAAUCUUUUUUAAAAAAGCAUUGAAAUCUUGGUUUCUGCAAAUUUUCAUAAAAUGAAAUAUGUAAACUAAUCCUGCAGAACUGGACAGCCAUGAAAAUUAAUUGUAAGAGAAUUUAUAUGCCAGAAAACAAGGACCACAACAUAUAUCCGUUGAACAAAGAUUGAAUUCCAAAGCUCUUCUUAUGGUGCUCCGUUACUCAGGUGCAGCAAAGAACAUUAUUAUUGAGAGACCUAAAAAUAUGCUCUUGCUACUUUCUUGGUUCCAUUACAGUAGACAUGUCUGUAAAGGGACCUAUAUAGCUUGAAGCAUAAUGUUUUAUUGUUUUCACAUGAUAUCUGGUAUCCCUGGAUGAAUUGAGUCUAGAUGGAGUAGAGUAGAGUGGUUUGUACUUAGAGGAACUUGAGUGAGUCCUUGCUUUUGGCAACUUAUUCCUUCUAGAAUUAAGCCCAUGCCUCGUGUAAUAAAACUGAAUUGAACCACACUUCUUUGUAGGUACUUAUUAAUGCUCUUAUUUAAUUACCGUUGACAAUUUCUAAAGUGGCUGUAAAGCGACCUUUCAGGAAUGGAUCAAUAAUGUAAUUUCCCGGAUCUCAUCACAUAAAUUAAGUCUAUGGUAAGCAGUCACAUUAGCUUUUUAGAUCUUACUUUAACUUACUGACAUGCAUUAACCAGCACUAAGAAUAUUAAUACAUUAAUCGUACUUGGCUUAUUAGAAUUUACAGGAAUUAAAGGAGCAGUCAUACACAAUUCCUUUGAUCCGUGAAAAGAAUCCUUUGCAUCACUUCAACAUUGCUGUAAAUGUACCUGCUCUUGGAAUCCCUGGCCAGUGAGUGCAAAUGCAUUCCAUUGCUUAUUUCUAUGAUUCUUACAUCAGGUCUGAAGCCAUAUAUUGCUUUGUGAAUGUCAAUCAGCUAAAGCAAUUGUAUCUCAGAGGUUUAGGCCUAGAUGUAAUAUUUUGAUUCAUGCAUCCAUGAUUUUAUUUCUUUACUUUUCUUUUAACCAGUACAUUGUUCCCUCCAGAACUGGCAGCCACUGGAAUACUAGCACUUUCAUUCACACACUACACGGCCAGCCUAGACCAGGGGUUCCCAAGUCAUGGCAAAACUGCCACUAUUGGUGUGUAGUGAUGUCCCGAACGGUUCGUGAACGGUUCGCCACGGACUCGUCAUUGAGUAAACUUUGACCCUGUACCUCACAGUCAGCAGACACAUUCCAGCCAAUCAGCAGCAGACCCUCCCACCUCCUGGACAGCUCACUAAGAAUGCAGCGUAACAAUGAAUGUAUGCUGGAUGCUGUCCAGGAGGUGGGAGGGUGUGGGAGGGAGGGUCUGCUGCUGAUUGGCUGGAAUGCUGACUUUGAGGUACAGGGUCAAAGUUUACUCAAUGAUGAGUCCGCGGCGAACCGUUCGGGACAUCACUAUUGGUGUGCUUUAAAAUGUCCACUUUGUCAAUGUGAGAGAGUGUCAUAAAUACAUGAAUUUAGUUCUACAUGCAGCAGAUCCAAUGACAUUGGAAACGCAAUAAAAAAAGACAAAUCCUGAUGUAGUUCGUGAAGCUUGCAGUUCUCUGAAACUCACAUUACUGGCUGGCUUGCGUAUUUGGGUACUUUUAAUUAGAUUUUAAAAGUUGUGAGUAAGAUUAUUAUAUUAUAUUAUUAUAUUGUGCUGUGUUAAUUUUCCUGGGUAGCUUUUCUCCAUUCACGUUAAAGUAGAGUUUGUAAUAGCGCAGCGCUCAUGAGUGAAAUUACUGUUUGAUAUAUAUGCUGAAGUUGUCAUUAGAGCAUUAAAAUAAUUUCAUCUCUCAAAUGCUGACUAUGUGCCACAUAUUCCCUCAUUUUUUACUGUUUCAGUGUUUUCAUGGUUUUAAAGAGACAUUACCAUUUGCUCCAAUGCAUUCUACAACACACAUUUCGUUUGCCAUUUCUAUUCUCUCUCUUAUAUUAUUUAUAUAUAUAAAAGGAAGACUUCAGCUUGUUGAAGUACUGUUUUAGUGUUCAGUCUAUCUUGUUUUAUAAAAGUGUUGAUUUCAAAAGAAACUGGCACUAUAUAUAUAUAUAUAUAUAUAUAUAUAUACCGUAUUUUCCGGCGUAUAAGACGACCCCCAACUUUUCCAGUUAAAAUAUAGAGUUUGGGAUAUACUCCCCGUAUAAGACUACCCCUCUUCCAAUGCACACGCGUCCCUACGUUCUUCUCACCUCCCCUUCCCUGUGCAGAGUGGGUGGCCGAGCUCCUCUUCGUCCUGUCAGGCCGGGUACCGCGCUGUACAGGAGAUUCAGUUACCUGUUCCCGGCCGGACUGAAAGGAAGUGAGCACUCAGUGUGCACUUCCUUUCAAUCCGGCCAGGAACAGGUAACUGAAUCUCCUGUACUUCCGCGGUCACCUGAACAUUAGUGACCGCGGAAGUACAGGGUAUGUCAGCCAAAAAAUGGUCAUUAACAACCGCUGCUGUACCCUGUACGUCCGCGGCCAAAAUGAUCGCUUCCAGCCACUCUUAAGGUAUUACACGAUGCCUCGAUAUCGAAGCAUCAUAUAAUACACCCCUACACUGCCGGGCACUUUACCUUACUGAGUGCCUUGAGGGGUGAAGGCACUCAGUAAUAGUAAAAUUAAGAUACAUUUUUAUUUUAUUUUUAAGUAAAAAAAUAAAAUAAAUUAACCCUUACCCUCCCUCCCUCCCCAUGUACUUACCGCCGGCGAUCGGUCUUCUUCUGAGGGGGGACUCUUUGGACUGAGCCCAGAGAGUCUUCCUCUCCAAUUUAGGACCCCCAGGGCCAUGUGACCACUCUAAAAGAGCUGUCACACGGCCCCAUAGAUGUCUGAACUGACAGGCAGUCCCCUUGCUGGUAAAAAAAUAAAAUAAAAAUAGUUAAUAAAAUUUAAAAAAAAAUAAAAAAUUCAAAAAUGUAUAAAUUAAAAAAAUAAAAAAAUAAAAAAUAUAAAUAUAUGAUAAAUACAUAUAUGUAUACAGUUGCAAGAAAAAGUAUGUGAACCCUUUGGAAUGAUAUGGAUUUCUGCACAAAUUGGUCAUAAAAUGUGAUCUGAUCAUCAUCUAAGUCACAACAAUAGACAAUCACAGUCUGCUUAAACUAAUAACACACAAAGAAUGAAAUGUUGCCAUGUUUUUAUUGAACACACCAUGUAAACAUUCACAGUGCAGGUGGAAAAAGUAUGUGAACCCCUAGACUAAUGACAUCUCCAAGAGCUAAUUGGAGUGAGAUGUCAGCCAACUGGAGUCCAAUCAAUGAGAUGAGAUUGGAGGUGUUGGUUACAGCUGCCCUGCCCUAUAUAAAACACACACCAUAUAUAUGAAAUAAGUGUGUGUGUGUAUAUGUAUAUAUGUGUGUGUAUGUAUAUGUGUGUAUGUAUAUAUAUAUAUAUACACACACACACAAAAAAUAUGUCAAACCCCUGCACUCCAGUAAAAAAUAUGUUUUACCUGGUGCUCUGGUGGCUCAAUUCUAGAGAGUAGGAGGAAACCGGCACUCAAGGAAUUUUAACUGAUUUUUACUGUGUAAAAAUCAAUCAACGUUUCAGCUCCACUAGGGAGCUUUCAUCAGGACAUACCUGAUGAAAGCUCCCUAGAGGAGCUGAAACGUUGAGUGCCGUUUUUUUUCUUUCUUUCUUUCUUUUUCUCUCUCUCUCUCUCUCUCUUUCUCUCUUUCUCUCUCUCUCUUUCUCUCUCUCUCUCUUUCUCUCUCUCUUUCUCUCUUUCUCUCUUUCUCUCUUUCUCUCUUUCUCUCUUUCUCUUUUCUCUCUUUCUCUUUUCUCUCUCUUUCUCUUCUCUCUUUCUUUCUUCUCUCUUUCUCUCUCUCUUUCUCUCUCUCUCUCUCUUUCUCUCUUUCUCUCUUUCUCUCUCUCUCUCUCUUUCUCUCUUUCUCUCUUUCUCUCUUUCUCUCUCUUUCUCUCUUUCUCUCUUUCUCUCUUUCUCUCCACACACAUAUUUUAUAAAUUGCAACAACAACAACAAAAAAAUAACGCUAACUUUGGCUGCGUUUGUGACUAAGUGGCUACUACAAAAGACUGGAAAUACCCCAUUUGGAAUACCCUGGGCUAUCUACAUUUGAAAAUGGGAUGCCAUGAUGGUGUUAUUUCACAUUCCUGGGCUACCAUAUGGUCUCAAAAGGCAACACAGACCCAGCAAACCAAUCUGGCAAAUUUCAAUGUGCAAACAUGGAAAAGGGGAAAACCCUACAUUUGACCCCUGUAAGUUUGCAAAAUCCCAUAAGACCUGUACAUUGGGGACACUGUUGUACUCUGAAGAUGUUGCUGAACACGUAUUGGGGUGUUCUUUGUCAGUAAUAAAUAGCAGGAGCUAAGAAUCCAUGCCUAAAGUACAAUGUGUACCCAAAAGGUUGACAAAGACUGGUGAUAGAAUUAGUGCAUGGAAAGUGUUAAAAUACCACCAUUUGAAAUACACUACGGUAUAUAUAUGGUUUGAUGGGAGUAAAUUACAUUGGCCGGCUUCAAAAAUGUCCCAAAUAGGAUAUGGGUGCACGAUGAACUAAAAUGCGCACCUGUACAUGGGUGGUAUCACGGUACUCAGGAGAUGUUGCUGAACACAUAUUGGGGUGUUCUUUUGCAGUAACCUUUAAAGUUCUUCGUACAUGUAUUCUUAAAUUGCUGUGUGUGUCAAAUCACCAAUUAAUAUUUUUUAAUUUUUUUUAUUUUGGCAUAGAUUGGUGGUAAAAUGUUUGCAUGAAUAUAGUCAAAAUACCCCAAGUUUAAUACCUUAGGUUAUCUUCUUAUAAAAAAAAUAUAUAUACAUGUGAAGGGUUAUUCAGGGACUCCUGACAUAUGAGUGUUAUAAUGUAACUUGCGUUAAUUUAGAAAAGUGUUUUGGAAAUAGCAAAGUGCUACUUGUACUUAUUGCCCUAUAACUUUCCAAAAAAGAGAACAUGUUCACGUUGGGUUAUUUCUAAACUCAGGACAAAAUUUAGAAACUCUUUUAGCACGGUUAUUUUUGGCUGUUGUAGAUGUGUAACAGAUUUUGGGGGUCAAAGUUCGAAAAAGUUUGUUUUGUUUUUUUCAUCAUAUCAAAUUUUUUUUUAUAGUAAAUUAUGAUAUGACGAAAAUAAUGGUAUCUUCAGAAAGACCAUUUAAUGACGAGAAAAACAGUAUAUAAUAUGUGGGUUUACAGUAAAUGAGUAAGAGGAAAAUUACAGCUAAACACAAACACCGCAGAAACAUAAAAACAGCCCUGGUCCCAAACGGUAAGAAAAUUGAAAAGUGGUCUGGUCACUAAGGGGUUAAACUGCCGGUUACAUAACUGCAUUAAUACAAUUAGUUGUGGCUGUGAAGCUGCCAGGCUUUGAAAAUCAAUGCGUGACUUGCAACCUUUCAGCGGUUAUAGAGUCCCUAUCAACUGUAGUGUUGAAAUCAGGCAAGAAAAAAAGGUUUGCAUAGAUUGGUUUCAUCCAAUUACUAAUCUCAGAGAUCAGUUGCAGUGUGACACAAGCUUUUAGUGAUAUUAUAUGGUUGGCAUCAUUUAUUAUUUUUAGAGGUAUACAUUAAAAUUCUAAUAAGUGGAUUGCUCUGAAACAUACUUUUUGUAUAUUGCUCAAAUGUCUUCUUUUUUUUUUUUUUUUUUCUCCUUUUGAUAAUGAAUACAUCGAAUUUUGAAUCAAUACAUUCUGUAUGUAGGGCACCACUCAAAUUUGCUUCCCUAGACCAUAGAACAUAUUCUAUUGUUAAACCCAAGAGAGCUACUGCCAACUGUUGUGCAUUAUGUUUCAUAUGGUGCUUAGAAAAGGACUUGGAAAAGAAAACUAUUUUACUUCCAAUCUAAGAAUUCUUCCACUUAAAGGGACACUAUUAACCUCAUUAAACUGAUCUGUGUGCACUGUCUUUGUUCCCUUAACCCUGCCGUGGAAAAGGGGGUGGGGAUAUGGGGACCCUAUAGUGUUAGGAAUACAGCUUUUAUAAUGUAUUCUAAAUAGGGAUUGACCGAUAUUGAUUUUCUAGAACCGAUAAUCUGUGAACUUUCAGGCAGAUAGCCGAUAACUUGCCGAUAUUCUGUACAUUUACCAUUUUGAAAAAAUUCAACUGUUUCUAAAGGUAAAUGCACAAAAUAUACAUGCCACGUAUAGUGGAUGCAGUGUGUUUAGACAGGGGAGCUGUGUGUGUUUGUGUAGUGGAUGCACUGUGUAUAUAAUGAAUGCAGGUUUUGUUUGUGUAGUGUGUGUUUGUGUAGUGUGUAUAGUGAAUGCAGUGUGUAGCAUGUAUAUAAUGCAGAGUGUGUGUUUGUGUAGUGUGUGUAUAUAAUGCAGAGUGUGUGGUGUAGUGUGUGUAUAUAAUGCAGAGUGUGUGGUGCGUUUCUGAAGGGAUGUGAUUUGUGUAAAAUGGGGGGGCAGUUUGGGGCAUUUUCAUUUUAAUAUUUAUAUAUGGUUUAUUUAUUUUUAUAUAGCAGUCCCUGGUGGUCCAGUGGCAUUGGCUGAGUAGUGGGGGCUGGCAGCAGGCAGUUAUUUACCUCCCCAAAAGCUCCUCCAGCUCCCCAGUGUAAAUCUCGUGGUCUGCUGGCCGCGCGGAGCGUUGCCAUGGUAACCCAUGGCAACGCUCUGCGGCCGCGGGUCUCGCAAGAUUUCACAUGGGAGCUGCUAGGGAGGUAAGUAACCGCCUGCUGCCGGCAACCCCAGGACCGCUGGGUUUGUAAUGAGCCCGGCGGUCCUGGGAGGUAUUAUUGGCAAUAUCGGUAUCUUUAUUGGCCGAUACUGAUAUUGCUGAAAAUACCGAAUAUUGGCUGAUAAUAUCGGUAAAACCGAUAAUCAGUCGAUACCUAAUUCUAAACACUAUAGUGUUCCUUUAUGGACAGCAAGCUAUAGCAAUGCUUGUAUUUUUUUUUUUACCCUGUUAUCUUGCUACCUGUUAUAUUUUAAAUGGAUCCUGCAGCACCUUAACCAGUUCCACUUUUUGAAGUGGUUAUGAUACCGGAGUGUUGUUUGACAGAAGCUCCACUUACAUGCUCUGUCAGUCAAAGAGCAAGAAAUUUAACUUCCUGGCUUGCUUGCCAACUUAUCAAUGAAUUCAGCACCAGUCAUUACACACAGGUGCUGCGAGAGCCCAGAGGUGUUAUCAUGGCUUUUUGAGUCAAGGCACUAUGGAGCUACUUGUUUCCCCUUGAAGCCAUUUUUUGUGUCCGUUUUACUAGUUUGUCAAAAGUGUAGUACCUUGGCACAAUAAUCACUUAAAUAGGCUGAAGUGGGCUCUUUUGUAUGCACGGAAGUGGGUUUUGUUAUUGUUGUACUAAAAUAGAGCCCUGGUUAUUUGUUGCUGAUGUAAUAAAUGCACUGAGUAUAACAGCUUGGUAAUGUUCCCUAAACAGCAAUUCAAAGACUAAAUUUGCAAAAUUUAUGCCAAAGUAGAGUUUGGCAAAACUCAGCAACUCAUCUGUAUUUUGGUUAAAAUUUUGUUAAAAAUGGUGUAGUAGAAUGAGUACUGUCAAAAAACAUUAACUGAGUGGCUAUAGUUACCACCAGUGCAAAUAGUUGAGCGCUAAAACAACAAUACUUACACCUAUGUCAUAAGGGGUAGAUGUACAACAGAAGCUAAAUUUAAGAGCGAAAAGACAAUAUGGUGCAAUAUAGUCUGCAAAUGGGCGUGGGUGUAAAAUUAUAAAGAUUUACACUCACGAGUGUAGAGCAAGUUAGGAGAGACUCACAUCACAUAGGCAUGUGUGUCCUUAAAGGGACACUCCAUUGCCCAAUUACAAAAUAAAUUUAAAAAAAAAUCUCUGUUUAAUAGAUUUACCUCAAUAUAAAACUUGCAUGCCUUUAGUUAUGUAUUUUUUUUAAUUUUUUUUUUAAAUCAGUUUGCAAAACCUGGCAAAAAAUAGACUAGAGCAAUAGCCCCUAGUGAAGUGUGGCUGAUAUAUAAAUAUACAGGUUCCCUGCUUACCUUCUCUAAAGCCCUUUGUCCUGGCUCCAAGAAUUACAGCUUGAGUGUCACUUGAAGGGGAUACAACCCUUCUUGGAUAGGAGCAGAUAUUAAGGAUGCAGUUCACUGGACAGUGUUGCUCAAGUAAAUAAGUAUUUAUGAAUUCUAAAAUAACAAUAUGCUAGAAAUAAAGAAUAUAUAAGCAAAGUCUAUGGUGCUCCAACCUGAGACUCGUUUCACGGUUUCCUGUGGCUUUGUCAAACCUAAUGAUUGACCAAGCCAAUCCUCUUUAUCUACCCCUUGUGACAUAGGGGUAAGUGUUAUUGUUUUAGCACUCCUCUAUUUGUACUGGUGGUAACUAUAACCACUCAGUUCAGUGUUUUUGUACUUAUGUUUGUGUGUGUAGUUUUGGGAGAAACUCAGUGUGAUAGCAGCUGUUUUAUUUCACUUCACUAUAUCAUUCACUUGUGUUAAAAGCGCUCAUAUUGCACAGAUGACUUUUUUUCUAGAAGACAUUCAAACACUGGGGGAUAACAAAGCCUUGGUGAUUGUUGGAGGGUGUUUGAGGGGGAGGGAGGAGGGAUAACACCUGUAUUGACCUGGGAACUGAACAAGAAAAAAUGCAGAGUUCUUUUAGGAAAGAAUAUUUAUUAAUUCAGUUAAAAAUGACAGCAAUUUAGUAAAUUUGCUCAUACUUAAAAGGCACCAUAGUUGCUAAAACAACUUUAGCUUAAUGAAGUAGUUUUGGUGUAUAUAUCAUUCCCAUGCAUUCUCACUGCUCAGUUCUUUGCCAUUUAGAAGUUAAAUCGCUUUGUGUAUGCAGCUGUAGUCACACCUCCCUGCAAGUAAGUAGGUGCGUACCCUUCCUAAUCACUUCCUGCAAAGUGAGAUCUAAAGUUUACACAGUCAUUUUAAAAGGACAACAUAGGUACCGAGACCACUUCUAGACAUGUUUAAACUAGCAGUACUAAGUGCAAUUUUGACUCCGUGAAACAACGCUAGACAUACUCCUGUACAUUAGGUUCCCUCCAUAGCUGAAGUCGGCAGAGGAGCACUACUGUGUGACUGAAUGGAUUUUUUCUUUUAAAACCCUUUCAUGACUGGGGGGGGGGGGUGUUAGGAAUACAUCUUUGUUUUCCUAAUUGUUAGGAAUACAUUUUUGUAUUCCUAACACUAAAGCGUUCCUUUAAUUUAGAAUUUCUUAGCUUCUGCACUAUUAGGAGCUUGCUAGACCUAGUAGGAGCCUCCUGUCCAUGAUUAAUGUUCAAUUUACAGAGCAGGAGAUAAAAAUCUCUAACGGAAGUUAUCAACGUAGUCUUUUUUUAUUUUUUUUUAUGAAGGUGUUUCAGUCACAGCCAGGGGAGGUGUGGCUUGGGCUACAUGGACAGAAACAAAAGUGGUUUAACUUCUACAUGGCAGAGAAUUGAGCAGUGAGACUUCAGAGGCAUGAUCUAUACACAAUUAAAAUGGCUUAAUUAUGCUUGUUUUGCUUAAUGGAGUGUACCUUUAGAUUCUUACUUUAUAUUUAAUACAAUAAAUUAAUAAAUAUGCUAUAUUUUUAAUUAUCAGGAUUCAAGUUGUGGAUUACCUUCAGGACAGAUAUGUCAUGAUGAACAGCGCCUGGAGGUCAUAUUUGCUGACCUGGCUCGUCACAAAGAUGACGCCCAGCAGCGUAGCUGGGCUCUUUAUGAAGAUGAAAACGUCAUCCUUUGCUAUUUGGAGGAGCUGCUGCUAAUUCUGGUGGGUGGUCACAAUUUUACUACUCUGCAUGCACUUUCAACCUAAAAAUCGAAUAUCUGUCUGUCUACAUGUAACUCCGUCUAAUGAUACUGUAUUCUGCUUGAUCUAAAUCUGUAAUGUUCUUUGGGCAGCGUUUGUGGCUACGACAAAAGACUGGAAAUACCCCAUUUGGAAUACCCUGGGUUAUCUAAUGGUAUGCCAUGAUGGGGUUAUUUCACAUUCCUGGGCUACCAUAUGGUCUCAAAAAUCAACAUAGGCCCAGCAAAGACAUCUGGCAAAUUUCAAUGUGCAAACAUGGAAAAGGGGAAAGCCCUACGUUUGACCCCUGUAAGUUUGCAAAAACCCAUAAAACCUGUACAUUGGGGGCACUGUUGUACUCAGGAGAUGUUGGGGUGUUCUUUGUCAGUAAUAUAUAACAGGAGUUGAGAAUCCAUGCCUAAAGUCCAAUGUGAGUGAAAAAUAACACACAAAAAUGACUACCCAAAAGGUUGACAAAGACUGGUGGUAGAAUUAGUGUAUGCAAGGUGUUAAAAUACCACCAUUUGAAAUACCCUACGGUGUCUACUUUUCAAAAAUAUAUGGUUUGAUGGGGGUAAAUUACAUUGGCCGGCUUCAAAUAUGUAAAAAAUAGGACAUGGGUGCAUUAUGACCAGCUAUGAAAAUUCCAAGUUGGAAAACUGGAAUGCGCACCCUCCAAAUAAGGUAUUUUAGCCCCCAGAGAACCCAACACACCUAUACAUGGGGUGUAUCACUAUACUCAGGAAAUGCUGAACACAUAUUGGGGUGUUCUUUGGCAGUAACCCUUAAAGUUCUCCGUUCAUGUAUUCUUAAAUUGCUAUGUGUGUAAAAAAAAAAAAAAUCAACAAUAAUUUUUUCAUUUUUUUUAGUUUGGUAUAGAUUGGUGGUAAAAUGGUUGCAUGAAAAGAGUCAAAAUAACCCAAGUUUAAUACCUUAGGUUGUCUUCUUUUAAAAAAAUAUACAUGUGAAGGGUUAUUCAGGGAUUCCUGACAGAUAUCAGUGUUAUAAUGUUAACAUUGGCAUUUCUAAACUCAGGACAAAGUUAAGAAACUAUUUAGCAUGGGUGUUUUUUGCCGGUUGUAGAUGUGUAACAGAUUUUGGGGGUCAAAGUUAGAAAAGGUGUGUUUUUUUUGUUUUUUUUUCCUUCAUAUUUUAUCAUUUCUUUUAUAGCAAAUUAUAAAAUAUGAUGAAGAUAAUGGUAUAUUUAGAAAGACUAUUUAAUGGCGCAAAAAACGGUAUAUAAUGUGUGUGGGUACAGUAAAUGAGUAAGAGGAAAAUUACAGCUAAACACAAAGUCUGCAGAAAUUAAAAAAAAAAGCCCUGGUUCUCAACGGUAAGAAAUAUGAAAAAAAAAAAAACGGUCUGGUCACUAAGGGGUUAAAAAAAUAUUAUUUAUUUUAUUAUUUAUAUAGCGCCAGCAAAUUCUUUAGCACUGUACAAUGGGUAGACUAACAGACACGUAAUUGUAACCAGACAAAUGGACGCACAGGAACAGAGGGGUUGAGGGCUCUGCUCAAUGAGCUUACAUGCUAGAGGGAGUGGGGUAUAGUGACUCAAAGGGUAUAUGUAGGGGUAAUGAAAUAGGUUGCUAGAAAAGUAUUCACUGAGAACUAUUUUUGACAGUUGCAGGAGAGGAGUCAUUAAAUCAGGCUUCCCCAAACUCCUUCCCUCCAGAUGUUGCUGAACUACAACUCCCAUAAUUGUAUGAAUGAAAUAGGCUGAGAAUCAUGGGAGUUGUAGUUCAGCAACAUUUGGAGGGCCGCAGUUUGGGGGAGCCUGGUUUAAAUUAUAUGCCCUCCUGAAGAAGUGUAUUUUCAAAGAUUUUUUUGAAGGAGUGGAGACUGGGUGAAAUUCUAACAAAGAAGGGAAGGGAGUUCCAUAGAAAAGGUGCAGCCCUGGAGAAGUCUUGGAGGCGAGCAUCAGAUGUGGGAGUACGGACAGAGGAUAAACAUAAGUCUUUGGCAGAGCGCAGGCUUAUUAGGGAGGAUACGUAGGUUGGAGCAGCAUUAUGUAGGGACUUUUUAAAAUUUUAAAUUGAGCCCCAUAUCUAAUGGGAAGCCAAUGUAGGGACUGACAGAGGAGGGAGGUGUGGGCUGACAAGAAAAUGACCCUUGCCGCCGCAUUCAUUAUAGAUUGCAGCUGUGCAAUCUGGGAACACGCAAGACCACUGAGAAGGGGAUUGCAGUAGUCAAGGGGAGAAAGAAAAAUGGCAUCUGGUGUUAAAUAGGGGCGGAUGCGAGCUAUGUUUUUGAGAUGGAAGCGGCAGGAUUCGGCGAUCGACUGGACAUGAGGGGUCAAAGAGAGGUUGUAGUGAAAGAGAACACCUAGGCAGUGAGCCUGCGAGGUAGAGGUGAUGGUGGUGCCGUUGACUUGGAGAUAGACAUGGGAGUAGCAACACUUGAGGGAGGAAAGACCAGAACUUCUGUUUUGGACAACUUGAGUUUAAGGAAGUGAGCAGCCAUCCAGUUAGAAAUCGCAGGGAGGCAGCCAGAGACACGAGUCAAGAUGGGCGGAGAGAGAUCAGGAGAGGAUAUGUAGAUUUGCUUGUCAUCUGCAUAUAAAUGAUAAUGGGAGCCAAAGGUGCUGAUGAGUUUAGCAAGGAAGGCAGUGCGGAUGGAGAACAGUAGGGGACCAAGGACAAUACCUUGGGGAAUGCCAACAGAGAGAGGUUGGGGAGAUAUAUGAGGGCACUUAAGCGGAAAGAGCUAAAUAAACAUAGAAACAUAGAAUGUGACGGCAGAUAAGAACCAUUCGGACCAUCUAGUCUGCCCAAUUUUCUAAAUACUUUCAUUAGUCCCUGGCCUUAUCUUAUAGCUAGGAUAGCCUUAUGCCUAUCCCACGCAUGCUUAAACUCCUUUACUGUGUUAACUUCUACCACUUCAGCUCGAACGCCAUUCCAUGCAUCCACUACCCUCUUAGUAAAGUAAUACUUCCUGAUAUUAUUUUUAAACCUUUGCCCCUUUAAUUUAGGACUAUGUCUUCUUGUUGUGGUAGUUUUUCUGCUUUUAAAUAUUGUCUCCUCCUUUACUGUGUUGAUUCCCUUUAGGUAUUUAAAUGUUUCUAUCAUAUCCCCCCGUCUCGUCUUUCCUCCAAGCUAUACAUGUUAAGUUCCUUUAACCUUUCCUUGAACUGUGGUAGAAUGCAUUGCAAAAGUGCCAAAAAGGCCUUGGUUACAAACAUGUUGCAUCUGAAAAUAGCCUAAGGUACUUAAGGGGUGAAGCAAUGUUUUUCACUCUGAUUUAGGUUGUGGAGGGCUAAUGGCAUAUUUACAUCUGGAACAGAUUGCCUGCAUAUUCGUGUUUACAAUAUGAUUUCCUUUCAGGUCCAUUUCACCUUCUGUUGCUGAGACAACUGUUUGCUCCAGAAUAUUAUAGAUAUUGAUUACCCUUUGUAUCCUAACCACGGGCUUUCCAUGACUUAUUCCAUGACACAUAGCUUCCUGGAUUUCUAUAGUUAAUAUACUGAAAAUUGGAUUACCAUCAGCGAAAUGUACAGCAAGCAUGUCAAACUCAAAGUCUAGCAAGGGCAGUAAAAUAAAAAAAAACAAUAGAUUUUCAUGGAAGCGUAGGUUCAUUUUAAAAAGUACAGUGUAAAAAAAAAACAGCAUCCCCCUCUAAAUCCCAGUCCCCCAUAUAAUAAAUCCCAGAACUCCCCUCUCCCCCUGCUCCCCCCCACUAGCCAACAAGCAGACUCUACUCACAUUGCCACCGCCAGUAUGCGACUCCGGACUCCAGCCUCUGAGGUACCCCAAAUGGCGCCGUCCGCAACCUGUGCCAAUGCGGAUCCUGACGCUACUUCUUGAAACCCUGUGAAGGUGGAGCACGUUGACGUCACUUUGGAAUGUGAUGUGGCGUGCCUCCGUCCACCUUUAGGUCUAACCGCAGCCAUGGCAACACUGACACACAGACACACUCACUGACUCACACAUUUUUACAUUCAGUUGGGAUCUUCUAUUUGAGCUCAGCCUUCCUGCUCCUCAUUGCUCCCUCGCGCGCAGUUUAGUGAUGCCAGGCAUCACUACAGACGGCAUGCGCGAUUGAGCAGUGAGGAGCAGGAAGGCUGAGCUCCAUCGCUGCAUCCACCUUCCUCUCCUCAGGCCGGGUAAAUGUUAGCAGAGUAGGCACCUGCAAUGUGGGGAAAGCAGGUGCCUGCUCUGCUUGGAACACGUAGCAUGUACACGAGGCUCGCCGAGCCGCAAAGAUGUCCAUUGUGGGCCGUGAGUUUGAAAUGCUUGAUGUACAGGAUUUUCAAAAGAACAAAGGUCCUCUUUUUAAAGGAAUACUAUAGUGUCAGGAAUACAAACAUGUAUUCCUGAUGGUAUAGUUUUGAAACUAGAGUUUAGGUGUCUCACCCCCUCUACCCUGUUAAAAAGGUAACUUACUUUAUUUCCAUCGCUGUGCAGGUCUCCUUUCAGCUUGCACUGCCCCCACUUCGCCUUCUUGGCUUAGAUCAUUAAGUUUGAUCUUAUCCAAUCCAUUGCUUUCCAAUAGAGGGCAUGAAAAAAUGCCAGACUGUGCCAAUUAGCAUCUCUGUGAGGAACGUUCAGCGUAUCCAUGGAGAACCUCUAGUGACUGCCCAAGUGACUGCUGCUCUAGGUGUUCCUAGACAGAAAUGUAAACACUAUUUGAUAAAAAUAUAAUACAAGUGCAAACAAAUCUGUAAUAUAGAAGUGGAGCACUGUGUACAUAAAAUUAUUUCUUACCCUCUUGCCAAUAAGUGGUAGGAACAGCAAUACAGGAAAAGAUACAAAGAAAAAAUAGUGUAGACAGUUGCAACCCAGAAAUAUAACUAAAAUAAUGUGGUAUACUCUCUGUGACUGACUGCCCGGCACUCCAACCGAGUACCUUUGUCAAUCGAUGCUCCUAGUGCUUUCCGAGUGCUCCAAGCACUCCACCAGACACCAUAAGCACUGCAGACCCCACUUCCAGCGAUGCAGCUGCUCCGGGGUCUUUCCGUCCUUCACCCACCCUGGACCCAAGAUCAGGAUCCAGCUUCUAGUGGGCAGACCUCUCCUACUCCAGAGAGCAUAGCAGUAACAAGCUCUUACAAGAGCUUACACUCAGGGGAUUGUGAUUAUAGCAAUACCCAAGAGUGUAGUUAUCCCAUCCCCCAAACAUGAGCCAAGACUUCAUGAAGAGGUAAAGUAAGUCUGUUUAAUGCAAGCCAGCACUUACAAUUUAUACAGUUUUUCAGGCCAGAGGCACACCCCCUGGACCUGAUGGGAAACGGGGACACAAGGAACGUAAAACAGUCAUUAACAGUACGACACUCCCACAUACAGUAAACAAUCCCUCCCCUUUGCCUGUGAUACAAUUAACAAAGACAAUGGGCUAACUCAAUUAGCUCUAAACAGAAAAACAUACGUUUUUACAAACACAAAAAGUACCCAAAAAAUACAACAUAUCCCCAUCCCCUGAUAGCCCCGAUCUGGGUGAACAACAUAUCCAAAAAUCACCCAGAUCGGUUCAGGAAUUUCCUGGAAGUCUUAUUUUUACCCCACUGUGCACAUGGUCCCAUGCCCAAAACAGUUCCAUACACUCGACGACAAAACACUGCUGGACAAUUUAAGAUGGCUGCCGCCACAUGUUUGAAUCUGUUCCAGUUAAAAGUCCAAGGGGCAGAAACAGUACUUUUGAACAUGGGUUAUCACAGGGCCCAUAGUCCCAGGGUAGGAGGCUGGCACACAAGCCUCUCCAAAAACCAGUGGCAAAGUUGCUUUCGUCACACUCUCAUAUUGAAUAGAGACAAUCAAAAUAUGCUUCUGUGGCGCGGUGGGACCUUUCAAGGGAGCACCCCACCUUUCUUUUUACAUUUCAUUUGAAUGUAUGACUUGUAGUACAAAAUAGUAUUAAAAAAACAUUUGUAAUUUAGCAUUGAGUGACCAAGUUCACAAAUAGGGGUUGGAUAGGCCUAACCCACUUUUUUCUUCAAAGUCAAAAGUUAAAUGAAAGCUUUCAAGUUUGAAGAAAACAAACUUAAAUGUAGGCGCUAUUCCAAUUUGUAAGUAACAUAAGACCAUAAGAAAAAUGUUUAUUUUACAGAAAUGUCUUAUGUCUUUUCGAGAAGGCACUUGCUCUGUUAGUGUAGUUUUACUAAUGAGGUAACUUUGCUUUUUGGAGCUGGUUUUAUAUUUAAUCAUAGGUGUCAUUCUACAAAGCCUCUUUCUAAAGGGGUGUCAAGACAUUGACCAGCACAAUAAAGAAACAAAAUUAAAGUCUAUAUCACCAUUUUUGAAGUAAUAUGAAAGCGCCUUCACCAAGUCUGAAAACUGUUUGUAUGUUUGCGUUCAGACAGAUGCAGACCCAGAAGUGUGCAAGAAGAUGUGCAAGAGGAACCAGUUUGAGUCCAUUUUGUCCCUCGUGGCUUAUUAUCAAAUGGUAAGUGUUGUUUCAAAGCUUUUCUGGCACUGAAUACUACAGAUGUAUUAACGUGUAGUAUGCAAUCAAGGAGAGCAUCUGCAAACUCCCCAAAAACAGCAGAGCCCGCUGGCAUCCUGCCAUCUUUUCAGUGUUCAACAUCAUGUGCAAAAUCUUUUGUUUUCUUCUAUUAACGUGUAAGUGUUUGCUGAGUAAUGCGAUUUCUUUUGUUAUCCCCAAGAAGAGCUCAUGCUCAUGGUUCUCAUGAGAACCAUACAUUUUCCCAUUUGUAUUUAAUGAGACGUGAGCCCCACUUUGGGAAUUUCAGUAUUUCAGACAUCCAUAUCAGUCUAGUUUGUACUGCAGUUUACCCGAGUAAUAUCAAUGCCAAAUAAAUUGUGGAUUAUAAUGAACAUACUGCUAGUUUUCAUAUAGCUGUCACUGAGUUUAAAUUUUAUAGGAAAGCUCUGUAGGGACAGUAAAAACAGUAAAUAGUCUUGUGUAAUAGUUCAUUAGUAUUAGUUUUCCAGUAGUGCAGAUUAAUAGUCAAUACAAAAUUUCAAUUUAGCUCACUUAUUGGUAAGAGUACAUAGAAUGUGCACAGUGCGACUAGUAACUGAACCUAUUCAGGCAGCCUUAGUCGUGUGCAUCAGAUUACCUAAUCUUUCAUGUCAUAUAUCUCUUACGUUAGCAUAACGUAUAAAAUGUACCCAUUUCUAUUGAAUAGAUUUCUAUUGAAAUCUGCGCUAUUUGUCCAAAAAAAAGACACAUCGCUGAAGUGCUUUGUUUUUGAAAUGUUCAUUUCAAUGGAAGCUUGAAGCCUCUCUGUAACCCUCUAUCAAAAAUUUAAUUUUAUUUUAUUUUGUAAAGAGCAAUUGUACAUACAAUGUAGUUCAGCUUUACAAAAUCAAGGAGUGUACAAGUAAGAAGGUAGUACAUACGUAUGUUAGGUACAUUUUACCCAAAACAGAAUAAGUAACAUGGUGUUGUCAGGAUCAAGGUGAUUCCUAGUUCUUCCAUCAGACAUGGCUGCUAUAGGAGCAUGUAUCAUCUAUAGUCUAUCACAAUGCAAAGCACCAAUAUGACAACACGUAGACGUAUAGAAAAUAAACGGUUAUGAGAAAACGGGUGAGUGGAGGCAACUUCCUGAAACAUAUGGGUUCCAAAUGUAAUAUCCCUUGUGGAUGGAUCAGCACUCGUAAACAUUGGAGAGGUUCUGGUGUCUAGCGUGAGGUGUAGAAUUGAGAACAGUAAGGAUACGUGCCUCGAGAUAGUGGUGUGAGUGUGUGUGUGUGUGUAUGUAAUGGCACUCACCCUUGCUGAUAUUGUGGGUAAUUAAAAUGCCUUGGUGCAAUCCCACUGAUAUGUAGUAUAUAAAAUAAAGAUGCACUCUUAGGUCUUUGUAGAAAAAAAGUAGUAGUAUUUAAUCCAUCCAAGAAUUUUUUUUUUACAAGUUGCUGAUCGACGUUUUGACCCGUUCCGGUCUUCCUCAGGAUCAACAUGUAAACAUACAAUCAAAGUGUAUAUAAGAAAAAUAAAGUGUACUCACCAAUUGUGAUUAACUCCCUAAUCCCUUCACUCCGAACCCGGAAGUGAGAGUCUGUUGUCACGUGACAUGCGUGUUGCGUGAGUGAGCGUGGUUACUAAGAAUCCAAUGUAAACAUUAUACGAUCGACCUCCUAAUAGUCCGUGCGGUGUGUGAAUGUGAUAUAUGUGUGGCUAUUUCUUAAUUACAUAUGUAGGACAUCAUAUAAAUCUAGACAAAAUCACUUAGUGCAUGUGUGAGUGAAUAUGUACAUAAAAAAAAUCGUUGACAUGUAAAAAUGUCAUAGUAUGUGAAUAAACAAAUGUGCAAAUUAGUGCCUGACAGCCAAAGUGAUACAAAGUGGUAUAGUUAUAUACAAAUAUCACAAAGUUAAAAUUAAAAUACAAAUGCCAACCAUGGACAAACUCUGGUAUAUAUUGUAUACCACAUAGAUUAUCUAGUACAUAUGUAAUUAAGAAAUAGCCACACACAUUUCACAUUCACACACCGCAUGGACUAUUAUGAGGUCGAUCGUGAAGGUCGGGAGUGAAGGGAUGAGGGAGUUAAUCACAAUUGGUGAGUACACUUUAUUUUUCUUAUAUAUACUUUUAUUGUAUGUUUACAUGUUGAUCCUGAGGAAGACCCGAACGGGUCGGAACGUCGAUCAGCAACUUGUAAAAAAAAAUUCUUGGAUGUAUUAAAUACUUCUACUUUUUUCUACAAAGACCUAAGAUUGCAUCUUUAUUUUAUAUAAUAUAUAUGUAAUAUAUAAUCUGGCACUCUACCUCAAAGGAUAACUAUAGUGUAAGGGAAACAAAGUGGUUUUCCUGACACUAUAGUGCCCCCACCCUCAGAAUCCCCCUCCCGUGGCGCUAAAGGGGUUAAAACCCCUUUAGCAGCUUACUUUAUUCCAGUGCCCGGCUCCCUCGGUGCUGGUGACCUCUCCUACCCCGCCGUCAGUGGAGCCAAAUGCUUUUCUAUGGACGCUCUGCGCGAUGGAUGCGGAAUUCACAUCCAGCGUCGCAGAUGCGCCUCUAGUGGCUGUCCGGAAGAGGCUGGAUUAACCCCAAAUGUAUACAUAGCAGUAUCUCUGAAACUGCUAUGUUUGCAUCUGAAGGGUUAAAACCUGAGGGACCUGGCACCCAGACCACUUCAUUGAGCUGAAGUGGUCUGGGUGACUAUAUUGUCCCUUUAAUAUAAUAUAGCUCCCAAUGACCACGGUGCUGCACAGUGUAAGGAUUAUACAAGAGCUAAAAGAAUGAGAGACCUCUAUGGAUUUAAAAAAAAGUAGAUUAUAUUCAAAUAUAGUCAAAAAAUGAAAAAAGAUAUAUAUAUAUAUAUAUAUAAAAAAAAAAACCCUUAGCAGCUUAUCUUAUUCCAGCGCCCGGCUCCCUCGGCGCUGGUGACCUCUCCUCCCCUGCCGUCAGUGGAGCCAAAUGCUUUCAUAUAUAUAUAUCUAUCAUAUAUAUAUAUGAGCAGGGAUGGCUAGCAGGUAUCUGUUGCAAUUGAGUAUAUUGCAUCAACGUUGGUGGAAGCGAGGGGGGAAUUUAGCUGUCAAAGAUGUGGAUUUUCAUGGAUCACUUGUCAUGGCGGCCAGUAGUGGGUUAUCAUGGAGAUCUAUGAUCCGUGGUUCCCAUGUGAGUGUGUAUUGGGAGUAUUAAGUGGCACUUUUCCUCUGCAGCUCUGAUCUUUCAACUUUUUGUAUCCAUUCACUCAUGGAAUAGGGGUCGGCCCGUUCUCUUAAAACUUUUAUGGAAUACUCACAUUGACUGUGUUGGAAUUUCACUGACAUUCCAAUCAAGUCAAAAGAUAUAGACAAAGUAAGGACUACUUUGCCUUAGUAUACUCUCUACGCUUGACAAAAUGCAGAGCUACUACAAUCAAGUCUUAUAAUUUCCCCUGUAUGGAAAAGGCAUUGUCCAUGAUGGCUCCCACAACCUGUCAGGAUCUUUCAUUAACCUCUCACUCAUGGAUGAAAGUACAACACUGACAUAGGCUACUGGCAGAAAAGCACCAGGAGUUGAAGAGGACUUGCAGUACCACUAUGGCAGUUGGCCAUGAGGGACAUGUUUAAGUAACCUGUCUUUCCCAGUGGCAUAGCCACUGCCAGGAAUAUGCAAUGACCACAGAUGAUGAGUCUUUCAUAUAGUUAGAGAUAACUAGAUGUCCUCCCUGAAGGUUCACCAUAUUGUAUUGAAUAAGUAGACAAUGCAAAUAAUGUAACACCCAUUUAGUGUAGAGUGAGCUGAGAUCUGUUGGGUGAGCUUUAAAUGCUACAUGGACAUGCAUCACAUAAGUACUCCUCCAGAAUUUGGAGUAGGACUGAUUGCCUCUCAGAUGGGAAUGUGAGCCUAUAUGUAGUGGUUGUGUAUUUUUGCCUUUAAAGGAGAGUUGUUAUUAUUUUAUAUGCAUUGUGUAUAUAAUAGAUUAAAGGAAAUCGGAUUACUCCCUGCAUGUUUUGUGCCAAUAAAUAAAUGUAUCUAAAUGGUUGUUUAUAAUGGUGGAAAAAACUAAAAAUGAGUUAAACUAGAUAAACUUAGUAAAAGGAUUGAGUGUCUCCAAGACACCUAUAAAAUAGAAAAUGGCAGCGAAGCACAUUAGUUACUGCAUUCACCCUUCUCCACUGGGUAUUCCGCAAUUUAGUUGGGUAAUACCAGUUACCAAUUAGUAUAUUCCUAAAUAAAUGGGAUACACCAUCUUCAUGUUGUGCAGUAAAUAUGGGUUGGAGAGUCUGUGUGACACACUCACACUUCUGAGGCAGAUAGAGCAGGGGAAAUAUGGGAAACCACUUGCAUGUUGAAACACCCCCUUCCCCUCACACACACACACACACAGGGGGUCUGGGGAAUGAUGCCAGUUUAUACAGAAUUUGGGAUUCCUAGUUUUCUAAUUGCUUACAUUUCUGUAAUUUCUGUAGUCUGAAAGGUAAGUCAUAACUAGUUUUGGCUUAAUGUGAUCUUGCUGUCUGAUAGGAACACAGAGUCCCGUUACGGCUUUUGCUGCUAAAGUGUUUUGGAGCCAUGUGUAACCUGGAUGCUGCCAUAAUUUCUGCUCUUGUCAACUCAGUCCUUCCCAUGGAACUGGCUCGAGACCUCCAAACAAACACACAGGGUAUGUUCCAUUUCUGAUUUUCGAUGUUAGCCUUUCGGUCUGGCGUGUUAAGUUGAAUACAAUUGGUUAUAUUGUUACUGAAGAACAUUAUAUCUAAUGUAAAUGGAAAUUUCCUUUCAGCAACACAGGGUAGACAAGCGCAAUCAUCCAAAUCUUAUUUAUAAAAAAAAAAAAAGUGUACUCGCUGGGAAUUUCGAAAAUAAAGUGUCAUGCCACAUGACAAGUUCAAGUACAUUAAUAAUGCAGGAGAUCUGUAAAGUCACUAGUUCACCCCCCUCCUCCCCCCCCACACGCAUUUUUAAUAAACACUGCAAGCAUCAUACCCACAACUGCACACAGUGAGGUCAUGUGGUCCAAUCAAAUUUUUUUUUUUUAGAGAAACAUUACCGGCUUCCAGCACGUGCAAGACAAGUGACAGAGCGCCAAUCCAAAUUUUUUUUUUUAUGUAUUAAAUCUAAUGCUUCUCUGUAAGAAACAUUAGCACAGUUCAUGUCAUCAUGAAGUGAUGAGGCCGAACAUGAUGUACUUACAAAAAUUGAACAAUAUAUGGAACAAAUGCUUGUAAUUAGUCGGUUUGUUUUACAUUGUCCAUAUAAAAUUUAGGGAUUUUGGAGCAUAGUGUCUCUCUUUUAGUACCCAUCUGCUGAGCACUUAUUCUCUAUAAGUCUAUUGACAAAUGCAUUCUGUUCUUCUAAUGGAAGCCCAUUGGAGAUUCUCUUUAAUUUAUGCUACUUAUCCCAGAAAUUAGAAGGACAUAAUAUAUGAACAGACCGCUCUACAUUGGAAAUUUUACAUCUACGUUGCUUAUGUACGCUAGACAAUUACAAUAAAACGCAGGGGUAGGCAGCCUUUGGCACUUUAGGUGUUGUGGACUACAUCUCCCCCGAAGCUUUGCCAGCAGUAUGGCUGUUAGAGCAUUACCCCUGCCCUAGGAAAUUAGUGCUUUUUAAGUAAACCUUUUAAAAUACUGCACCAUGAAUCUGCAUGUGUUUUGGGCAGUUGAGUGUUAACUUUUGCUCGGAAUAGUGGACUAUUAUUUUUAUUUCUGCUGGGCACCCCAACACUAUUCUGCAGAGCCUGAGCAUGGCUCUGUUCCACGUGAGUGCAUCUAGUUUGUGUGUACUCCAAUUAUCCGUUCUCUGUAUAUAUUUUCUCUUGUAGAUUUUGCCUAUGUAUGUAAGCAAGAUUAUUGAUAUUAGAACUGUUUUUAUCCUUUUAUAUUUUGUUUACGCAACACAUUUUUUCCCAUUCGGUUCGAAGCUCUGCUGAUUGAUGUACAAGGAAAAGAAGUUUUAUAAAUUUUAACGUUAAGUUAUCAUGUUCUUUCCUAUUGUUGUCUAAAGUUUGGAAAAUGCCUUUAUAAAGUUGAGUGUGCGUGUUAAAUCGGUUUGUCUAUAAGCUGCUCAUAUUGUGACAGAAACCUUGUGUUGCUCCUGAGAAGGAGUUUUGUUCUAAUGCGAGGAAUGUUGAUUACAUUGUUCCUCCGCUACACUUCAUAAUUUCUCCAUUCCCAGCAAAGUAGCUCAUAAAUCAUAGCAAACAGAUUUAAAGCAAACAAUAUAUUUUUGUUUUAAAACGUAAAAUGAAAUGGCAUUAGCCUUCUAUUUAAAAUGACAAAGUGAACUGCAAGUGCCGUGAAUAUUGCGCUGAAAUAACAAACAGGUCCCAGUUAUCUUUCUUCAUGAUUGCGCAAUCAGAAAUGUAUUCACCGUUCGCAUGGACAGUUCCUAUCCAUAAUUUAUUUUCGCUCUUUCUUAAUGCAGUUUUCCUUUACUAGAGAGGUCUCUUUAUUUUACUGUCCUAUCGCAGUCUGUCGUAAUUGAAUGCUGUUGCUGAUAUUCUUAGCUGUGGGCAAUGAAACCACAAAGUUUCUUUAAAUUGUAAUAAACACCUAAUACAGAUUUGUUUGUUUUCUCCUUGGAACAUCUGGAAGAAUUCUUUUAUUUUAUUUUUUUGUAAAUCAUUCUUUCAUUGAGGCAUAGGUAAAGUGGAUACAGAAAAGAAAAAGUGGGGAUAUAUAUUAAAUGGUCACACAUCCAAAUUGCAAUGAUACACACAUUGAUAUAUCCUCUGCGACAUGGCAUCCUCAUUUUAAAGUUAUAGUAUACAUGUUAAAAUGACACAUCAAAGCACCCAGUAAAACAGUGGUAGUAGAGUAAAGAUAGUAAGCUAGAUGUGUAUUGAAAGGUACUUGGUGGAUAGUAAAUUAGUAGCUAGCUAUGGCUAGAGAAUCAUCAGUUCCACCAAGAGUAGAUAAUUAAAUGGUCAACUGUAUGAGCCUAAUUCACAGCCAAUACUAAAACACAUAAAUUGAUCAUAACAAAGUGCCUGGCAAGACAAUCUAUGCUUAACAGUAGCGGAGUAAGAGACGUGAUGAGGUGCCUGAAAGUGAGUACAAUUUAGAAUAAAAUAACAUAAAGUGCCAGUGGGAGUACUGUAGGGUAAACGUUAGCUGGCGUAAUAUAUACGUUGCGGUUCAUGUUUGGGAUAAUAAGUUGAAGGACCACUGGGUCUGCACCACUAUUGAUUAUAACAGUUUGCUAGACUUGGUCACCAGGUCUCCAGGUUAGUUACGAGGGUGGAUGCCUAUGUAUAGUGUGAGUUUGUCACCCUGUCAUGGCUGUUAAGUGAUAUCACAAAUUAUUUGCCUUGCGUAAGAGCCUUGGCUAGGUAAUGACAUAUAAUCCAUCAUUUAGCACUUGCAUCCUUUUAAAAUGCGCAAUCAUGGAACUUCAAAGGCUUAAGAUAAUCUCCUAUUUCUUAGCAUAAGAUAAAGACGGUAACACAUUAUAAUUCCUUACUCUAGUAAGGAAAGGAAUUAGGCGCUCACUGUAGUAAUAAACUGAGAAUGAUAUCGGGCAGCUGUAAUCAGUACAAGGAUUCCCGACCUUGUGAGUGUUAGAGUAUAGAAAGAAUGGAGGAGACCGCGCCCCAGAAUGUAUAAUUAAAAAUCGUAUACGUACACAAGUCUUUUGUGGUGUUAUAUAUAUACAAUUGACCUCAAAAACAAAAGGACAUGAAGGAACAAUAGCGCAAAAUGUUAUAUUCAGUGAGUAAGUGUUCAAGUACUCUUAUAUGGUAUCACUCACAUUUGCCAGAGCUAACUCAGAGAUCUGCAUGUUCCUUUUAUGUAAGGUUUAUCACCUGUCCUGUUUUAUAUUAUAUAAUAUGCUUGAUGCCACCAUAUGCACUUAAGUCAUUUGUCCAUUUCAAAUCUUCUGUAUGUUUUAUGUCACUAUAUGCACAUAAAUACUGUUAAUACUAUUUGUGCAUUUUAAAUUCAAAUUUAAGAGUUUCACUAUGAAUUCGGGAUCUAAUUCUCAUCUUUUACAUUUUUUUCUUUUAUAUUUAUAUUUAUUGCUAUAUAUAUAUAUAUAAUAUCUGUGUCUGCUUAUUGAUCUCAUUAUAUCAAUAUAUAAAAUAUAAUCCAUCCUACAUUGGAAUUUAAAUAACACGGGUUGUUAAGAUUAUGUAUUGUUGCAAUAACUUAGCCCCAUCCUUUCAUUUUCCCACACUUUGCCCUCUUAUGAUAUGGCUGAAAAUUACUGCUGAUAUAGAAGAAACGAAGUCACUUCCGCCGGAUGUCCGGACUGAUCUGUAUAAAGUGCAACAAGGUGGACUUUAUACACACUAAAGGAACGCGCAAACAGUUGAUUUGAAUCCUCUCUCCACUUUCCAAUAUCGGUAUUUACCGAUCGGAAUGCAGCAGCGCCAUUUUGGCUUUGUUUGCAUUCCACAGUUCUAUUAAACGCUGCGUCACUUCCGGUGUGACGUGUGCAUUCCAAUAGUGGUUACAGGAAACAGGAAAUGAUACCUGUAGUACACCAGGAGAUAAUUACCAUUAAUAGACUAACUAUAUAAACAAAUGCAACCAGGACUUAACCCACACUUCUGAAGAAGCCUCCACAGGUGAAAUGUGUAAAGUGGGACUCUUUUAAAGACACUACAUAAAUUUUUAUUGUUUUUGUUAAUAAAUGGUAAAUUUUUACACCUUUUAAAAAAAUGUACUCUCUAUCUUCGAUUUUUUUUAUUUUUUUUAUUUCCUGGUUACCAUCAUAUUCCCAGGUGAGGAUUAUACCACCCAUGCUGCACACACCAGAGCAAGUUCUGCUCUAGUAAAUGUGAGUACAUUACUUUACUUUAUUUUCUUUUUAACAUCUAGAAGUACUUACUUCACUAUUGGAUUAUUUCUCUGUCUCUUUAUAUAUGACCUACAUACUGCACUUUGCCUGAGUCUACCAAAGACGCCAAUUUCUGCAUAUAUCCUUAGACGGGGAUGUAACGGCUACCCAGCUGUACAGGGGUAUCUGCCGUUGGAGAUGUCCUUUUCUGUGCAAGCUGCUGUGCAGUAAUGGAGUUCUUAUUCCCAUCCACGAUAUCCCAGGGUAUAAUCCAGCAGUGCUGUAAAAUGAGGCAGAGUAACGGUACCAUAAAUCCCCUCCAAGAACGAGACGAGGCUACGUUUUGAAGGGUCAAGUAGAACUAACUUUUAAUGACAGGCGAUCUCUUUUUAUGCAAUGGUGCCCUCUGAGAGGCUACACCCACAUAAUUAGUAACACAGCCAAUUAGACACAUGGUUCAACCCCCACGUCUCCUCCCCUCAGAUAACAUGUAACACAAUUAAAACAGACAUAAAUUUACCCACAUUCUGGAUGUACCCCAAAAACAGGGGGUACACCUUUAAGUCCAGCUACCACUCAGGGGAAUAACAUAUCCAAAUUUCAAGUCAUUCGGUUGCGGGGUUCGGGAGUUAUGGGUCUUUGAAGAUUUGAUCAACCGCACAGGGUUUUCAGCCGAAAAGAGUUCCACAAGUUUUGGCCUUGCAGUCGGUCCCCGUUCGUGAAUAAAAACCCCACGAACCCCUUGCCAUCCACAGUAAUCCUGCCGUUCGCCUGAAUCCCCAUGCAUGCUUAAACAAAACUACCGAACGGCCGGUCGUUCGGUAGUUUCAGCACGAACUUACGAGCUCCUGGAGGUCUCAGCGGUGUUCGCCUGUUUGCGUAUCCGUUUUUAGUUCCAUGCGUUCACAGGCAAACACCGCCGUUCGUGCGUAAGAUGGCCGCGAACACGUGUAAAGUCCCGAAAUGGCGGCCACCUACUCUGAGUACAAAGGGAUUCGUCUGAACCAUGCGAACGGCUCCACAAUCACUGGGAGGUAAAAUAGUAAUUAACUGUUCCCCUGGGUGGUCUGAUGUUCGGUAUUUUGGGUGGUUUGUUAGGGUAGCAAUAGUUACACGAACACCAGUCAUUCGGUUCUGUUUAAACCCCCCUAGCAGCACUGUAGAUAAAGUUCAGGCAAAACAAUACAGGGUUCUGUUACAGGGGAUUUUUCCAUCCACGUACACGAACAGCUGAGCUUUGAGUUAGCUCAGGCAAAUGUGAGUGAUACCAUAUAAGAGUACUCGAACACUUACUCACUGAAUAGAACAUAUUGCACUAUUGUUCCUUCAUGUCCUUUUGUUUUUUAGGUCAAUUGUGUAUAUAUAUAACACCACAAAAGACUUGUGUACGUAUACGAUUUUUAAUUAUACAUUCCGGGGCGCGGUCUCCUCCUCCAUUCUUUCUAUACUCUAGUAACAUGGUGAUCGAGAUGAGCAAAUAAAGAAAACCUGGAGAGGUAUGCGAGUGUAGGGGCCGUCCAGUAAGCGAGUCCCGGUAUUGGCUAUCUGGGGGCUUAAUGGGUGUUGAGCGGCAUUAUGAGACAGAGUCCGAACAGAGCCCUACCUUAGCCCUGGGCCAUCCUGAAGUCCUGCAUCCAUUGUCCACGAACUUGGGAGCUCAUGCUAGAGACAGAGUUCUACCCUGUAGUCGAUGUCCUGGGAUCGUAUCCCUGUUGGUCUUCGGCCCGGGUAGGCCACAUGUGUGUGAUUGUAACGCUGUUGAGGAAGGAGCGCCCCGAGAGGGCCUGCUUAUCUCCCUUCUCUUCCUCCCCUCACUCCUGUCUGCCAGUGCUGUUGUCAUCUCAAGGUGGGCUGAAAGCGUAGCCCAGAAGGUGUCAAAGAUCUGACACAGUGUUGUUUCAGCUCACAUGUGCACUGUCUAGGGCAUGCUACAGUGCAUGAAGGCUGUAGAGGGUUGUGGUGUUCUCCAGUGGGCCGUCGCACCCCAGCUCAAACUUGAGUAUGCCUCAGUCCGGGUAAUCCAGCUCUGAAUGGGCUUGUGUUGUGUAUCACCAGGCUCACCAGCGUCUGCUUAGCGUCUCUUAGGGUCAUAAUGAGCAUGUGGCCCGAGGUUAGCUCUGGAAUUUAGGUAACACAGAGUCUGGAGCUCAGAUAAGACACAUCUGAUCCGUUCAGCAGUCAGGCUCCGCCUCCUGCAAAGAAUUCUUAAUGCUGAUUUGGGCAUUGGGAAAUCGCAGUGCAUUCCUUGUCAAAUCUUUUCAUUUCUUAGUUAAAAAGAAAAAAUAUGUAUAUUGAAGGGACCCUCAAUGUACCAUUAGAACUUAUGCUCCAUUCACAAAGUAUAGUGCAUGAGGUAUCCUCUGUCCCGUUGUGCUUUUGUUUCACUGCAGCUGUAAGCCCAACCAUUUACUCAGAUAUUUAUCACAGUGGAAGUCAUGUUUCUCCUUUUCAUAAAAGUGCAGGUAUGGAAUAUGCUCACUGGGUGAAUAGACACAAGUCAAACACCUUACGUUUCUAUGUGGUUACCUUACAGCUUUCUGUGGAGGAGCUUGAACUGAACUCUUAUCUAUAGCUCCAUUUCUAAAAACAAUCUAGACGCUGAUAACUGGCUAGUAUCUAUCUGGGUUUUUUGCCUCCCUUUGUAGUCUAGCACUCUGUUCUCACAGAAAAACAUUACCUUUAAUUGUACUUUAAUUGUAAGCUUUCUGCUGUUGGAGCCCUCAGUAUUUAGAGAACCAUCACUUUUUUUUGACUGUUCAAUGAAAGGUUUUACUCAAAUAAGCAUUUAAGAAUAGAAACCGCAAGAAUUUUGCAUAGUGGACAAUACAGCAGAACCCCUGAUGGCUUCUAUUUUAGUUUCUGCUUUCAUAGAUUUUUAUUCACUAUUCUUUAAUAGGAGCGUGGAGAUAAAGUGCAGUCUUUAUGUAUGUAUGUAUUGUUCUGUCAAUGUUCGUCACCGAAUGAUAAAAGCCCCAAGCGUUCCCCUGAUGUGCCAUACAUUUCACGGACGCGUGUCCACAGUCUAAAUCUAUAGAACCUGAUUACGUGUAAAUCACCACACGACAUGAAGGCACAUGAUUUUUGCGUAAAUAAUUGAUCGAGAAGCUGCAGUUUCCUUGUGAGAUAUAAAGGUUUGUACUAAUAAUCUGGGAGAAAUUAAAGGUAAAUGUAUAAAUCAUAGAAAGCCGUUCAGAGCGUAACGCUGAUAACUAUUGUACCUAGAAUGAAAAAAUCCUUGAAGCUGUAGGUGUGUUUUGUCAAGGAGCUUGUAAUGUGUUAUUUGGUGAAUUUAUCACCCAAUUUUUUUUAAUUAUUGCUGAUUGUAUUUGGUUAUAAAUAUUGAUGACAUUGGGGGCACAUUCCUCUAUUUGCUACUUUGUUCUGAUUAAUGUGAUGCUUAUAUGAUUCCGAAAGUAUGUGGUAAUCAGCUUGGCCAAGGUCAUAGGUUGGUGGCAAAUCAACUAGUCAUAUGCUUUUAGGGCCUGGUGCCCUUAACCUUUUCAUCUGGAAAAUCAUAAUUAUCAUUCAAAUAUUAUCUUUAGCUAUGAAAUUAUAUAACUGCCAAGUGCUACUUGGUAAAUAUUGUAAAAAAUAAUUUUUAUUUUUGGGCAAGAGCCUGAUUGGUGAGCAGCACAUAUAAUGCAUUGCACACAUCGCCAGCAUGCAGACAGUUAACAAAUAGACAGGAGGGAGCAAUUCUUUUAGGAUGGCUGCAUAAAGGGUCAGAGGUGACUCACAGUAAGAGGUCACUGGAGCUUGACUCUACAGUCUGAUUGCUGAGCACAUACUAUUCAUGUUACAGCUCCAGAAAAGGGACAUGAAGAAUAUUAAAACUAAAUACAAUAUGUUUGUAAAAAGACAUUCUAUUUCCUGCCCAAUUCCAAAAAUCCUCUCUGUCCAUACUCCUUUCGUCUGUUGGAAUAAUGGCACACGCUAACCAAAGUCUGUCUUUUUAUGCGUGCCUUUAACAAAAGGCAGGAAGGAAUCAUAAACGCUACAUAAGUAGCGCUUCUAAUUUUGAAUGGGGGGGUAAGGGGAUGUUUGUAUUUGUUCUUGUUUUGUUUUUUCUCCUUUGGAGUGUAUUGAUAUAAGGUGACCUUGACUCUCAGACAAGCUAAUCUAAUUGUAGUCUUUGGAAUCAGUGGCUGGCGGCUGCAUCUCUUACUUCGUCAUAAUCCCUUUUACUCUUCUUGAAACAGUCUGUGGCCUUGUUCAAUAAAGGAAUAGGAAAUCUUAAGUCCUUCCACUCCCGGGAUCACAAUCGAAUAGUUAAUAAGGCUAAGCCAACUGGUUAAAUGUUGUAAGGUCUUUUUGAAGUAGGGAAGUUCUACCUUGGGAACAGGUUGUCAUGCAGUUUUGGCAAAUGCACAUUACCCCUUUUCCUGCGAUAAUAUGAAAAAGUUAUGUGACUGAAAUCUGUGUUAAUUGCUUGAAAUGCUUACUCCAUUGGAGUGUAAACAUCUUGCCACUAAUCCCUAAAAUGAAUUCCCUGAAUUCCCUCUGAAUUUGUGUUUUAUUGCCAGAUUUGUGACUUGCAGGAGGGGCAGAUUCCCACAUGAAUGUUUUUGUUUUUCUGUGCAGUGGAGACGAGAGGAGACUGUCAAAGUCUUUGAACAGUUUAUCAUUUAGAAAGUUUGUAUCAUCCAUCCUGUUGGUAUUUAGAAAGUGGUGUCUGUGUGAGGAAUAGAUAGGGUAAUCCGUUGCUGACAUCCCAUAUUGUUUAAACAGUCCUCUCCUAAAGGACAUUCUGCGCCCCCUACUGACUUUAAUUUUAGUUUUACACUUCUUUACUUGAUAUGUGGCCCUGAUUUCCCAUAUUUAGCUUCUUGCCAUCUUGUCCAGCAGUUUAAACUGGAAUUUUGAUAUGUAGACCUAGUUAAAUGUUUUAGCAGAAGCACAUAAACAAGUAACAUGAAGUACAUUGUGUAUGCUCGUAAUCUCAAACCGUACAUUAUGGGUGCACUAUGAUGCAGUGAACAGAUUAUUAGGAGGGCUCUUCUCCUUGGCAAAAUGAAAACUGCGUAAUCAGUUUGGCUGAAUUUCACUGUUUAGUAAUAGCCAAAUACCACAGUAUUAUAGUGAAAUUAAUUAUGUGGCAAUCUAACCACUACUGGAGCUGAAUAGUCAAGGACUUCCUUAAAAUCAUCACACUGUUUCCAAGUAUAUUGUCCUAAAUUUUGGUCUUACCGGAGUAAUGGUACAUGGCUCUAACAAUUGAUAAAUGGCAUAAUUUGCUAAAAUAAUGGCUAAUGUUCUGCAAAUUAAAUAUUUUAGACUAUCAGGUAAAAGGGAAGGCAGCCUGCUGAUAAAUUGCCAAAUUUCUACAAUUCUUUUUCUAGUCAUUAGAAAUAUUUUCCCCUCCCCCUUCCAAAUGUAAUAAAAUAAGCACAUUUGAGGAUAGUAGAUAAAUUUGCUCUCAAAUCAUAUUAAGUAUAUACCCGGGCUGCUAGGAAUACAUGUGCAGUUCAUUCUAGGGAAAUAAGUGCUUUGUAUAUAGCUACCUUCCCAGCACAGGUACAGUACAGAUUUGAGGAUGUACGUGAAUAAACUUAGGUAUCAGGUAGAAAGAUAUCUAUAUAUCUUCUGUUUAGCUUAUAGCGUAUAUUUUCCCAUCACUGUUUGCAAUAAUUGACUACAUUCCUGUCUCAUCUUCUUUAUUUAUAACUAGUUACAGACUAGGAUUAUUCCCAAGGCAUACAAACGUCUAUAGCGGGCCAUUCUCAGCACUGCUACGUUUGUAACAUCUUAAUUGUGUAAUGUAGGCUUUAACUAUUGUGAAUUACAUGGCACAGAUUCCAGAUCACGACUCCUCUGAUAUAAAUUGCAUCAUUAUAGGGAGUGGAGUCUCAUGUGGAUUCCCAUCUAGGUCUUACCCAGCAUUAAGGACUGCACCCCUGUGCAUAUUCUCCAACCUUUGAACCCUAGAAUCUAUGUGCCUGAUUAUAAACGGGGAUGGAGGUACAGAACAUGUUCCCACAGAACCCCUCUUUCCACGGUUCUAUGAGUAUUAUCACUCAAGACCUUGUGAGGGCUUUCAGCAGCUCCUACUGAAAUUUUUAGGUCGACAUAAAAAUGUUUACAGUCGUGUUACUUUGGGAUAACUGGUUCACACAAACCACUCAAAUUAUCCCUAAAGGCGCAUGAAAUAUCUCUUCUUUCUUGCCCUUUCAAUUGCUAAUUGCAUUUAUUGCUGGUUUGUACAUGCUGCUUGCCUUUUCUGAUGCUUUCUAUAUCAAAAAGCUAUCAAUAAUGUAUGCACAGGGACACCAGCUGAGAGAAAUAUAUUGUAGCUGAUAGGAAAUCAUUGAAAUUAAUAACUGAGCCAUGUGGCUUUCAUGGAGCUGUAAUGUUGUUUCUAACAAUAGAUCUCAUAUAUAUCUGGUAAAGCCUUCCAUCACUCAGUUUUCUUUAAACUUUGGAAUGAAUUUUAUCACCUAAGCAAUGGUAGAAUAUAAAGAAAUGACAAGAUAGCAGAAUUUCAAGCAGAUGUCCAUUGCUGUCAUUCAUAGCCCCUUCUGAUCUAAUUAUACUUUUUGACACCUUUUCUCCUUCGUGGCCUCUUCUGGUCUAGAUUAUGGCAGCUUUUCAUCAUGAUUCUGAAGAAUAACACUCUCUUUUAAGGCAAAUCUUUCACUCGGGCAUGUAUAUAGGUGAUACAUUUUCCAAACAAAACUAAUUCCACACCCCUGUUAGAGAGGAAAUUUUAUAAAAGCAAGGGAAAAGUUUGGAGGGCAGGGGGGCACAUCUGUACUCAAGAUGUACUUGGAUACACUAAGAAUUGGGAAGUUAAGAGGUGAUUGUGAAUGGAUAUGUGUGGCAAAAAAUAAAUAUUGUGCUUGAGUAUCCUUUAGUGUGGCAGUUUUGGAUAUGUUUCCCUUUUUAAUCUCCUUUUUUUUUUUUUUUUAUUGUUUGACUUGAAUUAGUGGUGUGCUUCUCAUUAUGUGACAUGUAAUACAUGACCUGUAAGUGUUGAAAAUGGGUUUCAAUUCUAGAAAUAUGAAGUAUUCUUAAAGUCAGGACAAUUGCACACAUUGUGAGAUAGUCUUCACUAUAAUGUGAUUUUAUAGUAAUGUGGUUAAUGCCGGUUCUCUAUGCAUUUGUGCACUGUUGUGUUUUAUGUGCUCUGAAAGUGGCUUUGGCACCCCCAAAACUAUUUUGAGAAUUUCACAAGUAUAAAACUGUUAUGGAAUUCUCACAAAGACUGUGAAAGUAUUUAAUUUUCAAGAUAACCCCUGCUUUGUCUUAUGGUAAAACUCUAACAUGACAAAAGGUGGAGAUACCAUUGUCAAGUUUUGUUACUUCCCACAGCAUUUUGCCCUGCAUAGGCACUAGUCUCCCAGUGCUUUCCUAUGGGGAAAAUAUUGGUUUCCCUGAGAUCAUUGUCUCAAUGACAUCAGCCAAGGAUGUGGACGGCAGCAUGAAAACCAAUAAUGCGAGGGAGAAAAGAUGAGUAAAAUACCACCCAAAAAAGUAUAAAAAAUAUUUCAUCUUCCUUAAACAGCCACCAGGGCACUGUGGCAUUAGGAAUAAAUAUUUGUUUUCCGAAUACUAUAGUGUUCUUAAAGGGACACUAUAGUCACCAGUGCAACCACAUUUAUUCCUGACCUUAUAGUGUUAACAUGACCAUCUAGCCCCCCUGGGCCCCUCAUGCCUCCAUAAAUAUAGUACAAAUCUUACUGUAUUCAAGCCAGAAGCUGUAAAUCUGCAUGCUGUUAGACACAGGAAAAACAAGCAGUCUGCUGACAUGUGAUAGCCUGAUCCAAUCACAAUGCUUCCCCAUAGGACUGGCUGAGACUGACCAGGAGGCAGAUCAGGGGCAGAGCCAGCAUGAUUCAAACACAGCCCUGGCCAAUCAGCAUCUCCUCAUAGAGAUGAAUUGAAUCAAUGAAUCUCUAUGAGGAAAGUUCAGUGUCUGCAUGCAGUGGGAGGAGAUACUGAAUCACAAGAUGCUGUGCUCUGCUGACUGCAGAUCUGAGUGGAUGGAGGCAUAUUAUCCAUCAAUUCCAAAGUCCCUCUGGUUCACUCUGAGUGACUGCAACUGGAGGUCUCCCUAGCUUUCAAUGUAAACACUAUUUUCUCAGAAAAUAGGGUUUACAUAGUUACAUAGCUGAAAAGAGACUAGCGUCCAUCAAGUUCAGCCUUCCUCACAAAUGUUGUUGCUGUUGCUCCAAAAGAAGGCAAAAAACCUGGUCUGAAGCGCUUCCAAUUUUGCCACAAACUAGGAAAAAAAUUCCUUCUUGACCCCAAAAUAGCAGUCAGAUGUCUCCUUGGAUCAAGCAGCUAUUACCUCACUAAUUAGAAAUUAUAUCCCUGUAUGUUAUGUUUUUGUAAGUAUUUAUCCAAUUUCAGUUUAAACAUCUGUAUGGACUCUGACAAAACCACCUCUUCAGGCAGAGAAUUCCAUAUCCUUAUUGUAUUUACUGUAAAAAAAACUUUUCUUUGCCUUAGAUGAAAUCUCCUUUCUUCCAGCCUAAAUGUGUGACCUUGUGUCCUAUGUAUAGCCCUGUUUAUGAGUAGAUUUCCAGAUACAGGUUUGUACUGGCCCCGAAUAUAUUUGUAUAAAGUUAUCAUAUCCCCUCUCAGGCGCCGUUUUUAAUGGCCUUAGCAACUGCAGAUUGACAUUGCAUAUUGCUGCCUAAUUUGUUGUCUAUAACAAUUUCCAAAUCCUUCUCGUGUGUGGUUAUCCCUAAUUCACUACCGUUUAAUGUGUAAGUUGCUUGUGCAUUCUUAACCCCGAAGUGCAUAACUUUGCAUUUCUCUAUGUUAAAUUUCAUCUGCCAUUUUAGUGCCCAGUCCCCCAAUCUAUCCAAAUCUCUCUGCAGCAAAGCAAUAUCCUGCUCACAUUUUAUUACUUUACAAAGUUUUGUGUCAUCUGCAAACACUGAUACAUGGCUUUCAAUGCCUAUUUCAAGAUCAUUUAUAAAUAUGUCAAAUAGAAGUGGUCCCAAAACAGAACCCUGAGGGACACCACUUACCACUUUUGUCCAGCCUGAAAAUUUACCAUUAAUUACAACUCGUUGUACUCUAUCCUUAAGCCAAUGUUCUACCCAAGAACAAGAAUAUUCAUCUAGACCAAUUUCUUUUAGUUUGAAGACUAACCUAUUGUGAGGAACCGUAUCAAAUGCCUUGGCAAAAUCCAAGUAGAUCACAUCCACUACAACACCCUGAUCUAUACUUCUACUUACUUCUUCGUAGAAUGCAAUUAGGUUAGUUUGACAUGACCGAUGUUUCAUAAAACCAUGCUGAUUAUUGCUAAUAACAAAGUUCUCCCCAAUGAAUUCCUGAAUUUUAUCCCUUAAUAGCCCUUCAAAUAUUUUCCCAGUUACAGAAGUUAAGCUCACAGGUCUAUAAUUUCCUGGCAAGGAUUUUGAACCCUUUUUAAAUAUAGGAACAACAUCUGCCUUCCUCCAAUCCUCCGGUACAACACCUGAAACAAAAGAAUCUUGAAAAAUUAAAUACAGAGGUUCACUUAUUUCCCCACUUAGCUCCUUAAGUACUCGUGGGUGAAUACCGUCAGGCCCCGGAGCUUUAUUUACAUUAAUUUUCUGUAAUAGCUGGAGCACCUUGUCUCGAGUUAUCCAAUCACAAGUUAUUUGCAAGUUUUUUGCAGCAAUCAUUUGCAUAUCUCUUGCCAUAGGAUCCUCAUUAAUAUAUACUGAAGAAAAAUAGUUAUUUAAAAUUUCUGCUUUUUCCUGGUCUUCAUUAGCUAAUAAACCCAACUCUGUUUUUGUGUUUACAUGAGAGAGGAUGCAGGGAGCUAUAGUUCUCACCUGAACAACCUCAUUAAGCUGAAGUUGUUCAGGUGACUAUAGUGUCCCUUUAAGUAGAAUUCACUUAUUGGAGUUAACUCUGAGUGCACAUGCAUUCAAUCUCCCAAUGCCUUCUUUUGGGAAAGCAUUGGAUUGCCAAAGAUCAUCAAUCUAUAUGAUGCCUAUGUUGCAUAAGUAUAAAUACAAAAAUAUCAUUAAAAUUUUGAUUGGAAAUGCUUUGGUUAAAUGUAGUUGUAUUUUAUCCCCUUCCAGAGCACCAGAAGAUGUGUUACUCUGCUUUAGUCUUAUCGAUGAUUUUCUCUAUGGGAGAGCCUCUUCCAUACCACCAUUAUGGUAAGUAUCCAUUAUAGUAUGUUUUAAGCAUUUCUUCUUUUUCACUUCUAGGUGACUUUGAGUUCCCUUGUAGCACUGUAACUUUGUUUUUUGCCCCAAGUGUCACAAUAAAACCUAGUCUACAAUGCAAUUGCAGGAUGUUUUAGACGCUAUACUGAAGAACUGGAACUCUUUUGUUACAAUAAUCUUACUUAAUGCCAGUUAGAUGUUUGCAGAACUCAAUAAUCAAUUUAAGAUUAGCUUUGGGUUGUGCUUUUAUUUUUCUAAAAAUCACUUCAGCUUUAAAGUUCAUUAAUUACCUGUCCUGUCAUCCUGACAUAUAAAUUACAUUACCUCUGAAGUGCUGUACAUGCAGGCACAUCACUUUUAAAGUAAUGUGCAUGCAUCAUACAGACUUUCUGUACAUAUGCCUGGAACAUCAUGGCUACACAAUGUUGCCCUGGUUGUAAAACCAAGUAUGUUUUUUUUUUUAUAUAUAUAUUUUUUUUCUUUCAUAUUUUGCCAGCUGUACACACCACUGUAAAUGCUUUGAGAACUGUUUGACUCCUUAAAAUUUGGGGUGGGGAGGAUGGGGGCCGCAUCAGAACACCCCCGCCACUCCUGGCGCAUUAUACCAGUACAUUUUUGUGGUUAUGAUGCCUAGUGUGUUCCUUUUACAUCGUCACACAAAGGUCAUAGCAUUUAAAGGACGCCCUGGGUACAGCUACAGCGUACAGUAGCCACUUUGGUGUCCUCUAAGCCAAAGUUUCCCAGAGCCCCUUUAAGUAAUAUUUAAAUGUAUCAAAUUCUAAGUGCAACAAAAAAUUACCAGUUGCAGCCACUUUAAAAAAAAAACAAAAAAAAACAACUUAUAUGUGAGUGCUAUAAGUUUUCUACUUUCAAUUAUAAAAUAAAUAUUUUUUUAUUUUAGUUUUUUACUUUACUUUAGCAAUAUUCAUACCCAUAAUUCUAGUUGAUUGCUAGUAUGUUUUUCAUAAGGCAGCUGUUUCAGCGGAAAGGCCUGCCAACUAUACAGAUGUGGAAACGAUGGAUUGACUUGCACCAUGCCGGUGGCUGUCAGUGGCAUGCGUUGCUCAUGGAAGUUGUUUAGUAAAGGCGGCACUGUCUUUCUUCCUUCAGGCAUGCUUUAAAUCUCCUUCUGGCAUUGGUGAUGAUUUGUUUUGAUCCAGUACAUGAGUUGUGACAUAUGUUAUGUUCAUAGUGCUCGCAAUCAAUGAACCGAGACAUGAGUCAUGCACCAGCUGUGAAUAUAAACACAUCUAUGUUACUCUUGUUGUGAACAGAACAUCUGAACUCCCAGUUUGUCCAGUUCCUGUUGGACGUUAUUGAGAACGGUUUGCCAUCUGAUGUUACGGAGCAGCUGCCGGACCUGUUUAUCAAUGUGCUUCUGGCUUUUAACCUUCAUAUACCAGGUGUGAACUCAGUAUGUCUCAUUGAACAAAACGUUCAAGUGUUUGUGCGUGUGUUUGUACAGGUAGGAAUGAUUUGACUAUACUGAAUUUCCUUUAACCCUUUAGAUAUGUCAUUCACCCGACAAAGCUGUGAUCAUACCCUUUACUACUCCUAUUCUCUGUUACUCUAUAAAAGAGCCAGCAUCCCAUUAACUGAAGCAAAGUUCAUGUAAAACAUAACGAAGCAGGAUGGCUAGCAGUUUUACAGUCACCAUAACUCAUCAUGGGGGGUUAAGAUUGAGUCUAUAAAUAAACAAAAGGUCACCUACUGGCUCAGAUCAUUUAACAAUUACAAGUGGCAGAACCAGUCAGCAGUCCAUCAAACAUGGCAGGCUCACAGAGAGACAACAAGAAGUUAAAGAAACACUGCAAGCACUAUAACCAUUACAUGGUGGUUUUAAAACAUUUGACUUCUUACAUUGGUGUGGGGGAGGUGCCAGGCUCAACUGGAACAAAAAUAAAGUAUCAGCACUAACCCUAAAUUUGUGUACCAGCCCAAAAAUUAAAAAGGGGUGUGCAUAAAUUUAAAAAAAGUCCCCUAAGUGAUUCAAUUUUAAAGAUUUAUAGUCCAUGUAACGCAAAAAAAGUAAUAGUGUGUAUUGUCUACACACUCAUUUGAGACAUAACAGUGUAUUAUUACACCUUUAUUUAAAGUGAAAGGUACAUCAAGUAAUCUGUUGUUUACUUUUCAAAUCAUACUCCACUUCAUUAUCAUUCUAGUGUAAAAGAAGAAAAUGCAGAAUCAAACUUCCUAUAUGUGCUAAUUAAAAAUACAUUUGUAGUGGGGAGGUGGAGCUUAGCGGCAAACCAGAGCAGUCACCAAUUUCACCAGCUAAGCAAUAAGCACACAAUCUGCUAAUUAACGGCCGACCUACCAUCCAUCCACAGACGAACAAGUUGGAUACACACACGGGCAUCCUGCCGAUCCAGCAGAUGUCCUUUCUUUCACUCCCCGGGCAAGAAAUACAGCUGCAAAGGCCUACCGCAGAGUGGAACGACCCCUGGAGUUCGCCAGAGGAUUACCAGAGUGGAGUGCAGCUGCAAUCCUAGAUCCCACACACCGAACCCCAUACUCUUGAGGAGAUGGGGCGACGGUCACAAAAAACAACCACGCUUGCAACCAAACCGCAACGCAACAUCAGUCUCAUGCUGCAAUCUUUCCUGCUGGCCCAGUCUCUGGCUCCCCCGGAGGCCUCCCCCGCGCAGUCCAUAGACAGGGAUUCCACACAGAGCCUAGCUACCACUACAAAAACAGGGAGACUACACAGGCUACUGGACGCCCUAUCCCUGCCACUAAACAGGACAUUCUGGACAUGCUGAUUGGGCUACAACUAAACCUGAGACAUAUGUGGGAAGCAGACUUGAAGGUUUUUGCAACUGAGGUACAAGCAGUGCAAACCUGCACCCAAGCCAUAGAAGAAGAGAUACAGGGCCUAAAACAUGGCAUGGAUUGUCUAAACAACAUGGUGCGCCAACUGCAAGCCUCAUAACCUCACUUGGCAAGUCACCCUGCUGAACGACAGAGGUAGAAGGAAGAACAUAAAAAUCGGGGGUAUCAGAGUCUGUGCUUCUGGAAGAACUCCCACACUUCAUCAGGCGCCUAGUGACCUCGCUACUACCCACGAAACAAACCAAACAUUUCACAUUUGAUGGCAUUAUCCUAAGAUGUCAAACUCUAUCUGAUAAGAUGGCCUUAAUGGCAGUACUUAAAGGACAGACGCCUUAUGAUUUUGAAUUGAGCCAAAUAGCAUUUUUUUAAAGGACUUAAGCAGAGCCACACUACUUUGGUGAAAGAGCAUGCAGCCUAUUACCAACCAUCUCCAGACGGCGGGACUCCCCUACAGAUGGUCCACCCCACGGUCAUUGUAGGUCACCAAAGCCAGUGAAACAUACAAAAUCUCUGACCCCACGAAGGGACCUGCCCUGCGAGCAACCUUGGGACUCUCUAAUCGUAUCACCACCAAACCGAGCUCACAUAUACGUACCUCAACACUGGGAGAUGAGAAGCUCCACGACAUAAGGCUUGAACUCUUAAGACCAGCAAACCUAUAUAUCUCUGUUUUAUAGUUUCUGUUUGUUUAGUUUCUGCUUGUUCCUGCCACAAGCCCGUACUACCAGGACUUCUUUACCUCCAGCAUGGAGAACACAAACUCCGCCAGUUUCGGCGAUCGCUCACCACUCAGAUGAUAUAUCUUUCCCCCCCACCUCCAUCGCCCCAUGGUAAAGGGGUAAUACCCUCAGGGAAGCACUUACAUGGUAAAGGGGUAAUACCUUCAGGGAAGCACUUGCACUGAGCACCCUCAACAUACUGGAUAAAGCCUCACACUAAUUGCUCCAUCCACAAAGAGUGGUCCCAAGCAACUAUUCUCACGCUACACACAUGAUGGCUUUUACCUAGUCUAUUCCAUAGUUUAUUCAUUCAGAGUGCUGUCACAUUUUAGUAGACUACCCAAUGCGUGAUAGUCCAAGCGAUCUCUUUAGGCGCAAGCGACUAAGACACCACACUUAACUUCAUAGCUUAAUUUGAUGCCAGACACCUCACCAAGGGUCUCACACACAGCUAGUCUACCUCGAACAAGAAAUGUAUGCAUAGUAUAACACGUUACAACCUAAAUUUUGAAGUUCCUAACACAUGAUGAAACCUUAUAACUGCCUAGCGCACUCAUAACUGUGCAAUGUCAUAACUAUGAUUAGACCUGUUAAGUGCCUGUUAAUAUGACUUUAUCUUAAUAACAUGUUCCAGCCUAUGCUAAACCAUUUGCACUGAAAAAAUGAAAGAUUUAUUUAAAAAAGUACAUUGUAGUGAAUACAAAAAAAAUAAUAAAGUGCCAUAAUAUUGAAAAGACUCUAGCCCAUUUAAUAAUCUGGGUUCCCAAUAAAAUUAUAAAUCAAAUCUAAUUUGUAAUAAAACUUUACCUACUUAGUGAUUUCAUAUAGUGCAGACUAUGAGAACACACAUACAGAGAUGUAAGGUCAAGGGCUUUAGAUGAGAUGCAUAAAUAUAUAGUUGCUUAUACAAAAGGCCAGCUAUGACUGGUCCAUACAACACGUAUCUGUUUUGCAAUAGAUCAAGAUUCUGAACUGAAUCUUGUUGCCCAGCAUCUAUUUAACCAAGAACAUGUAUUUUAUCCUUUCACAGUCCCGGCAAACAACUUAAUCAUGAAAGCCUUAUGCAAGGUCUCCAAUGUCAAGAUUUUCACAGAGAAGCUGCUGUUGCUGUUAAAUAGAGGUGGUAAGUGUCUAGAUACUUGUGCUUUCUAGCCUGCUGUACUUUUAGUUUAAAGACCAUUCUGGGGGAGCUUUUCAAAGUGAAGCCACCUUUUAUCUGAAUCUUCUUUUGUUUCCAUUUCUCGGGUAGAUGAUCCAGUUUGCAUCUUCAAGCACCAGCCUCAGCCCCCACAUUCUGUCCUGAAGAUCCUCCAGGAUGUGUUCUCCAGCAAAGACACUGCAAAUCUCUUUUACCAUUCGGAUAUGAUGGUUCUGAUUGACAUAAUUGUGCGUCAGAUUGCCGACCUUUCACCUGGAGAUAAGGUGAGCUUUGGGAGGGAAGAGAGUUCUCACUUAGUUUAAUCAGCGAUGUGGGGUUAGGCUAGGAGCCUCUAUACUACAGUGCGUUGCAUUUGUGUUGGGGGUAGGGAGAGUGUUAAUAAGAAUACAUUAGAGCAGGCUUCCCCCAAACUCCGGCCCUCCAGGUGUUGCUGAACUACAACUCCCAUGAUUCUCAGCCUAUCUAUUUCAUUCAUAGAAUCGUGGGAGUUGUAGUUCAGCAACAUUUGGAGGGCCGGAGUUUGGGGAAGCCUGCAUUAGAGCAAUGAAAAAUAAACCUGUUGACUUGGGUAGCUACGCACAUAAUGCAUAAAUAGUCCUCUCACACCUCACCCCUCUUUCAGUCCUUACAUUGGCUUCCUGUAUCCUAUAGGAGUCAAUUCAAAGUGCUAACCCAUACCUAUAAAGCACUGAAUAAUCUUAGCCCCUCUUAUAUCUCCUCACAGAUCCAUAGGUAUGCCCCUUCUCGGUCCCUCCGCUCUGCCCGUGACCACCUUCUGUCCGUCGCUCGUACCCGUACAGCCAACUCUCACUUGCAGGACAUUUCGCGGGCGGCUCCCGUCCUAUGGAAUAGCCUGCCUACCACCAUCAGACUCUCACCUAGUUUUCAGUCAUUUAAGUGCCCUAAAACUCAUUUCUUUAGGAAAGCCUAUGGCCUCCCAGACUAACCUCCACCUCACAUACCUGCCUCUUACUCUCUCCUUAAGGGCAGCACUCUACUCUCUACUCCAGCUCUGCUCCACUCCCACCUAAUUUGACUUCUUUUCCAUGUCCUAAUGUGUCUUAUACCCCACCUCCUAUAGACUGUAAGCUCGUUUGAGCAGGGCCCUCUUCAACCCUUCGUUUCUUUAAGUUUUCUUGUAAUUGUCCUAUUUAUAAUCAAAUCCCCCCUCUAAUAAUAUUGUAAAGCGCUACAGAAUCUGUUGGCGCUAUAUAAAUCGCAAUAAUAAUAGUAAUUGUGUAGAAUUAAAAAAAGUGAAUUGGAACCCAUUACAUUGUAAUGCAUUCUAUAGAUAGUUUAAUCAAAAAUACUUAGCUUGCAAGAUUUCACAUGGUCUGUGUGCACUAUGGAUUUGUAAAACAAAAAAAACCAAAAUCUAAAAAAAAUUAAAAAAUCCAUGCAUAGCAUGAAUUCCAACAUGACAUUACAUUUUUCAUAUCCUUAUUCUGUGUUGAUCCUCAAUUAUCUGCGCUGUUAAAGCAAUGAUAUUUACAUAAUUGAUUUCCACUAUUGAGAUUUGUGAUAUUUACGGUCUGUGUGGGAAUUUAGACAUAUGUCUUCAUUUUCCUCUUUUUACCUUGCAGUUCAGCAGUACUGCAAAUGUGACAUGGGUACAUGUUAAUUAAACGUUUCAUACAAGAUACAUAAUGGACACGAUAACAGCCACAAUAUAUAGUAUAAAUCUUUUAUUAGAACAACUGAAACAAUCAAUACAUAAAAGGACAAAGCAACAAAAAAGGCAAACAGUACACCACACAGUAAUUACCUAAAUAUCAUAAGCCUCAAGACAGAAACACGAGCCACCAAUCCCCCCAACGUUGCAGCACCUAAUGGUUGGUCAGACACCCUUGAUAAAGGCAACCAGUGGGUGCCCAAACAAUGGGGGGGAUUGGUGGCUCGUGUUUCUGUAUUGAGGCUUAUGAGAUUUAGGUAAUUACUGCAUGGUUUGCAGUUUGCCUUUUUUGUUGCCUUGUCCUUUUAUGUAUUGAUUGUUUCAGUUGUUCUAAUAAGACUAUGAAUCGUGGCUGUUAUAGUGUGCAUUCUUUAUCUUGUAAAGAUUGGUUUAUUUAGGCAUAUUAGGGAGUGCCUGUAUAGUUUGCACUUAGCUGUUGUGUAGCAUAUUUUUUUGUCUCUCCAUGUGUUUUGGGCUAUUAUAAUUAAAAGUAACAUGUCAUGUAGACGUGCUAGCCAUAUUAUUUUGAUUUAUAAACUCCCUGGCUUAAAGUAAAUAUUUAGGAUACAUAAGCUGUUAAUUUCAGCCUCUCUCUUCUCAAUUGCUUUCUCCGGUGAUACUGUCACACUAGGAACUGAAAACUGCGUGCAGUCAUGUGAUGGUACCUGGAUGUUGAACUUGAACUAAAAGUAACCAUUUCAGUGCAGUAAUCCCGUACCUAAAGAUGUAAAUUUUGUACUGUGGGUCAUAUAUGUUCUGAUGCAGUCAGGUAAGAAGGGAGCUUGAAAUUAACUGCUUGGAUUUAACGUGCCUGCAGGUUAGGAACUACGAUUUUAGAGGUUUAGGAAACGGAUUUGUUUGUGAUGCAUAGUCCAUGCACUGCCCCUCUGGUAAAAUACAUUGAUUAAUUUAUAAUUUGCUAUUUUUCUGUGCCUUUAUUAUGGCAAGUGCACUAGAGCACAGAAAAAUCUUUAAUAUGUUGUAUUGUGUUGUUUUUCCAAUCGUAACACUAGAAGAAUUGUGUGAACACUUUAUCUUACAGCUACGGAUGGAGUAUCUCUCACUGAUGCACUCCAUCAUUCGUUCAACCGACUACCUCCAACAUCUGCACCGCCAUCAGGACCUUCACGGAAUCCUGCAGCGCAUUUUAGCUGAAGUAGAGGAAGAGCCGCACUGUCAGAUGGAUAAAAUGAUCGCUCAAGAAAUAUACAAAGAGUUCCCCGAGUUCUCUCCAGAAAGUGGAUAAACGUCAACGGAUGUGGCACAUGAUUUGGUUAUCUCUACUAAUCACUUAUAACAUUAUCAUAUGCACCUUUUAACUACCUUUUAACUGCACAGGAACAUUUCCAUCGCUGUUAACCCUUGUCGUUCUGAGGUGGUGUCAUUUCUUUUCAUGCCUCUUAGCAGUAACAGACCAUGUUCCCCAUAAGUACUCAUUUAUGACUUACCCAGUGCUGCUGUUUUUUUUUGUUUUUUUUUUAAAAAGAAUCUUCGUUCAGCAUACCUUUCUGCAUUAAGUAGAUUUCAUAUAUGUGCAUACUGUAUUGUUUGGUUGUUGCAAAGAUUUCUUUGACUGAGUCAGUGCCAGGCUGCUCACUAAAAAGUACUUUGAGGCAAUAUUGGUCACAAGGUUCGAGAAAAUGCAAAACCUGUCCAGUGUCUUUUUUUAAAUCUACCAACACCAAUAUGUGAAACUUUACAUUUUUGGAUUUUGCCCCACCUUUUUUUGACUGAUGCAAAUCUCAUCCCUUUGUUAGCACUGAAAUUGUUAGGAAUUACUUCAAACUGGAUCUAAAUAGCGUCUGACUUUUUUGAUAGUACUUUGCCCAUUGUGUUCGUUUUGUGUUUUUUCGUGUGUAUAGAUUAUCAGCCUAACAAGCAUAGUUUAGGUUACAAAUCUCUUAACUUUGUUUCUAACAAAAAACAUUUAAUGAUUAAACUCAUGCAGCUAUCUACUCCAUGGUCUCUAGGUACCAAAUGUGACAUUGUUUCAGGGUCAGUAUUGCAGCUUGCAGUUGCAUGCCAUUAGCGGAUGAUCUAAAAUUGUCUUAACACACAAUAAAUGUCUCCAAUUCCUAUACUUGCAAAAUUCUACAUAUUUGAGUGGGUUCCUUUCCUUAUUGAUGUCUCUAAUAUAAAUAUCUUUAAAUGUGUUUAUAAAUAGUAAAGAAAUGACUUGCUUUGUAAGCAAAUAACUGUCCUAGGGCGUUACCAGAAUCCUCCUUUAUUUUCCCUAAUAUGACAAAAAGUAGCAUGGUAACCAGAGAGCAAUGUUCACUUGAAGACUCAGGGAGGUUUACAAUGCAUUUAUCAAUAAAAGAGGUAAUCUGCUUCCGUGUUUGUUAGGAUAACAGAAUAAUAGACAUAGUUUGCUAUGCAAUGCUCCAAUAUUAGCAUAUUACAUAUGUUUGCUUCUUUAACUUGGGUCAUGUGUUCUAAGCUAGAGGAAAAAAAAUACAGACAAGCAUGAAGCGGGGACUAGGCAUGUAGAUUGUUCUAGGCUUACAUCACAAUCUAUGGACCUAAAAUGAUGGUGCUUAGUGCAAUAACCCACAGCUUAAAAAUAGUUAUUUACAGAGGGGUAAUAAUCAUAACUCACUAGUUUAUCUAUACUAUUGAUUGGUAAAGGAGAAGAUAGGCAUAAAACCACAAUUUCUGCCUGUCUGAUACAAAAUGUGUUUAGCAAGAUUUUGCUGCUGCCGCUGAAAGUGAAGAGCCAUUUUUUGUAAACCAUUUUACUUUAGAGGUGAUUGUACCCAAUUCAGAUGGGCUUCUACAAAACCCAUAUUCAUUAGGCUUCUACCAUGGCAUGCAAGUAAGGCUUAAGGCUUUAUUCACUAAUAGUUGAUUGUAAGCCAAACUGCAAAGCAUAGGCUAAAAUGGAAACGGGUCUCUAACUCCACUACAGUUAAAGCUGGACUGUCAUGCAAUUCUGUCUACAAUUUGGUCUAAAAGAAUGUUACGAUUUUGGAAUCGUAUCGGUUGUUUCCUUUAGUAAGGGGCUCUAUAGUUAUAUGAAUUAUUCUUUUCGGUACAGGGGAUAAGUAUACAGAUUAGUAACAUCACUGCACCCACUGUAGAGAGCCACCCUGUGGAGUGUAUUGAACUCUGUAUUAAUAACAAAGGGAAGAAAAAGAUCCUCGUUACAGCUACAAAAAGACUAUGAAUACCAAAUUGCAUAGAAGAACAUGACUCUGCUUGUUGACUCUAAUGGGUGCAUUACAGUACGGAUGUGCACUGAGUCCAGUCCUUUAUUCACUUGCAUUGCUACUUAACUCUGCCUGUAUUUCUAAUCAGUCCCUGGUGUAACUUUGCAAAAACCACAAACUGAGAAUUUAAUUUUAUGGACCUUUCCUAAAUGUCAUAACGCCCACAUCAUCCGCUAUGCAGAACAAUGUCGUACAAUGAACUGCAUAAUAAAGCAUGCACUACAAAGAAAACUAACAAAAAAAUGUCUGUCCUUUCUCCCUUUUUAUAUGUAAUAAAUCAUAGAAAAUAAAUUUGUUCGCUCUAUUCUCUGUUUUUUUUGUAUUCAUUUUAACUAAAAGCAUCACGUGGAUUAAAAGUAACAUAAUGUGUUGUAGACCGUUUAAAUUUGAUUAUAAGUUUU
Molecule: messenger RNA, 63112 nt
Organism: Pelobates cultripes (western spadefoot toad)
Lineage: Eukaryota; Metazoa; Chordata; Amphibia; Anura; Pelobatidae
Source: the annotation of a GenBank genome assembly